AUGCCAAACUAUUUAAUUUCUUACCUCGAAAAUACUGGCUCCCGAUCCACUAGAUAUGUAUCCAUGCCCCAUCCGAAUGAGAGCUCGGUCCUUCCAAAAUUUCUCGAGAAAAGUGAUCCUGAAGUUGCGAGACCAGCUUCCUCAACAUGACCGGUGCAAAAAACUCAACCAAAGGCAUUUGAGGUAUGCGCGUCAAUUCAAAUCAAUCAGCGUAUCAUGACUGUUGGCAGUUCAAACCCACAACCCUACCCCGCACAGGGGUGUUUGUUUGGUCGUGAUACGCUGAUUGGUGGAUUUGAAUCGACGCGCAUACCUCAAAUGCCUUUGGUUGAGCUUUUUGCACCGGUCAUGUUGAGGAAGCUGGUCUUGCAACUUCAGGAUCGCUUUUCUCGAGAAAUUUUGGAAGGACUGAGCUCUCAUUUGUAUGGGGCAUGGAUUCAUAUCUAGUGGAUCGGGAGCCGGUAUUUUCGAGGUAAGAAAUUAAAUAGUUUGGCAUCAGUUCCAGUGUAAAUUGGACUGGGUCACGCACCGGCGGCUGAUUGCUGCCUGCCUUGUCUCCUUCUUUAGUUUGAACCGCUGAGGUCAAAUAUUUAUCUCGCAAAAUAGCGCUUAAAACAGCACGGGACAGCGAAAAAAACAUGACACAUGGCUCAGUUAGCAUUUUCUUCAAACAUUUAUUGAAAAAUUUGCUUUGAAUUCUGCAUUUUGGAACAAAUUAUAGCCACCGUAUUGUUCAUAUGUAUUUCUUCUAUAAAUAACAAAAGAUCAUUGCUCAGAUUUCAAUCAACAACGGCCCCCACUAACAGAGGGUGGUCCGCCUGUGAAAGACCAUGGAAAAUCGUUUUCAUUUGUUCAUUUUGCAAAUAAGUAGCACAAAAACAGGGUUGACAUUGACAAAAUAAUUAUACAGUGCAUGUGAAUGCAACCAGGUGCACAUCUGUGAUUAGCUAUUUUCUUACUUGAAUUUUUCUAGUAACACAAGUGUUAAAACAUUAUGAGAGUACCCUAUGACAGUAAUUUUGAAUUUAUGUCUGAAUACCAUAUUUAUGAUCAGUUCACUUGUCUGAUAUAGAUUGACAGAAAAAGCACUGCAAAAGUUGACUAUCUGAAGGAGGUUGAGGCACAAAUCCAGAAAAGAUGGGCAGAAAACAAGGCAUUUGAAAGUGAUGCUGUUCUCGUAAGAAUGAUGACAUUCUCUUAAAUGAUCAAAUAAAUACUUCAGGGACUAUAUACCCUCUGAUCGAAGGUCAAAAUGUUCUAACUUGCUCCAAUGCAAUACUAAUGCUGGUGCUUUGUAAGUUUCAUGCGAUAGAAGGUCAAAAGAUACAUGAUCAGAUUUUGAAUAACAGAAGGUUAUAAACUUGCAUGAUCAGAUGUAUGUUCUAUACAUUUCAUUCGUUCUUGCUUCUUGGAAAUUCCAAACUAAUGUUGGCUACAAAUGGCCAUACAACCUUGCAUAAAAACAACCUGGAGAUUAGGACUGUGGACUUUUCUGAUCUUGUGACACGCAAUUAUACCGAUAUUGUCUCUGUAAUGAUUGAUUUAUUAUUGUAAAAUUAUUAAUACUUUUUUUUGUUUCUGUAGCCUGGUUCCUCUGAAGCUAAGUAAGUAUUGCAUUGAUCCCUGGUAGUGUCAAAAUAAACAUUAAUUAAAAGUGGCACAAUAGGGUUUUUCCAGCAUCAACAUCUCCCAAGUUUGAGUAUAAACUACGUCGCCAUAUAACAAAGAUUUGGAAAAAUUACCACCACAGCUAUGUUAGGUAACCUUCAAUGCCACCUUGAUGUUUGAGACGUUCACAUCUAAGCAAAAUCUAUAAGAGCCGUAUUGAAACAUUUUGGGAUGAAGUUUUUCUGGUUAGAAAUACAGUAAAAACUGGACAAUCUUGAUGUCCAGCUGUUAUCCAUAGAAACAAAAUGCUUUUGAAAUGCAAUUUCACCUCUUGGUAGUUUUAAUAUAAAUGUUCAUGAAAGAUGAUGGGGAUACCUAGGGAUUGGGGAUUUUUAUGCACUAGAGAUGCAGGAUGAAAAUACAGCGUAAUCACUGUAUGGCACCUUAAUUAAGGAAAUUCUGGUUUAAUCUAGUAGUGGAAUUUACAAAAAACAAAAACACCUUGAUCCAUGUACCUGUAACAGCAAUAAACAUACUUGAGCCCCCGGGUCGGCGGGGGGGGGGUCACUUUAGGAAUUUCUGGGUGGGAAUGUGCCGCUGGGACCCUGGGACCCUGGGACCCUGGGACCCUGGGACCCUUGGACCCUUAACCUAUACCAGAGCUAGUUCAGCUGAAUUUUGCUACCCUAUACUAGAGUAAACUCUCCAAAUCCCCCCUAUCCUAGAGUAGCUGUUUUCCAGAAACUAGUGAGGUCACCAGCACAUUAAAUUAGUCUAGCCAAAACAAAACCUCAUACCACAAUCCCUAGUCUAGAUAAAAUCUUCAGCCAACUGAUCCAUUUCCUGAAAAAUGAUUCCCAAUUCUAGACCCAAAUGCUCUGAUUUAUAUACCCUAUCCUAGAGUAAACUGCUUGAAAACCUUACCCUUCACAGUGGCACAUACCUAUAUAGCCCACAUAUGGCAGUACCCCCCCCAUGACUUGAGCCACAUACACCUGUCCUUGUUUGUUGAAAUGUUACACAUCAGUAACAUUGAAAUUAUACAUGUGCAUGUAGUUUCUUUUUUUCUUGUUUUUUUUCUAAACUACAGUGUUUGUACAGGAUGUUAAAUAGAAUGUAAACACGGAUGAUUAAUUGAAUGAAUUGAUUGUUAUUUGCAGUAAGGGGAAGUUUUUUGUCACAUUCCCCUAUCCUUACAUGAAUGGAAGACUUCAUCUGGGACAUACAUUUACUCUUUCAAAGGUGUGGUAGGAUAAAAUUAUGGAAAACUUUUCAUUUAUUUACGAAUCUAGGAGGGAUUAGUUUAUUGUUUACAAGUAAAAAGUAUAUAUAUACUGGUAAGAUGGGUUACUACGCACAGUAUUCAUUUUAGUAUGCAUGUAUAUUUAUCCUUCCUUUUUCAACAAACGUCUUCAUAAUAAAAUCCAGUCUGAGUCAAAAUGGCUCAGAAAUCCUAUAUGAGUAGCAUGUGGAAUUGUAAACUUUUCUUGGCUGUUGUUUGCUACUUUUAUGUUAAAAUCUUUUUACACAAAGAAACACACUUUCAAAGUUAGAGUUUAAUUACACUGUAAUUAAUAUUUCAUUUUAUUUUGUAAACUGCCUUGCAGUUUUCCUGCAUUUCUCUGUGAGGAAAGCUUGUUUAUUAUGUGGCUACAAUAGUACACGUGCUCUGAUUGGCUGCUAAGCAGGCAAUAAUUAUUUUCUUGUAAUGACUGGGCAUCACUAGCUACAAUAUUGUAGGUGUCUAAGACAAAUACAAUAUGUUUUUUAAACACAAAACUUUGUAGUGGAAUCCAUAUUAUGGUCAAUUGACAGCUGUCAAAAAAGGCUAUCUGCUGACCAGUGUGACAUGAGUAUAUCAUGGGCUCAAGUGUACAACUCAUUGAAGUGAUGUGUCUUUUAAGUUAUCCACUGACCAGUUAUUGGUUAUUGUUUGUGGGCUCAGGUCCAAAAUUUGUUUUUGUCAAAGGAACUUUCUUGUGGUUUCGAUCACAUCACCAGGUUCUUUCUUUUCAGUAAAGACAACCUUGAAUGACCUCAGCUUGUAUGCAUGGGUGUUGAAAAUCACUUUGUGUGUUUUUUUAUUGUAAUCAUUUAAGAAUAGUGCUAAAAAGGCAAUAUUAUAUAUAACUCACUUAUUAACCUUGUCUGCUUGGUCAUUACAGGGAAAUCUCAGACCUCAGCCUUGAUGUAUUGACCUCGCUAUUAUACCUGCCAACUCUCACGCCUUAGGCGUGAGUCUCACGCCUGCGGGUUGAAAACUUCGAUCUCACGCCGGCUCAUGCCUGCGGGCCAAUUUCUCACGCCUGAUUGAAAAAUGUGAGUUGUUGCCGUCCUGCUUGACACAAUUUCCAAAAAUAUGUUAACUCAGACCCAUGUAAGGAACGAAAACCAUGUGUAAAAUGAAUAAAUGGCAAACUGGGAGCGAGCUCGCCUUUGGCACACUUGGGCAGACUUCGGACGUCUUCGGAAGACUUCGGACUUCUUCGGGAAUCCUCGGAAAUGAUCGUGUCGUCUUCAAAAAUCCCAGCACUCCCAGGAUAAAAAUCUCACGCUUAUAUCUCAGAAAAAGUUGGCAGGUAUACGCUAUACAUCAAGGCCUCAGUCUGAGAUUUCCCUAAGGUUAAUAAGCAGUGUGUAUUGCUCCAUAACAAAAUAAAUUAAAUGAUAUUAUUAUUGUUUUGUCCUUACCUGGAACUUCCCUUAUAUUUUAACUGUGUUUUACUCUAGCUAGUGCAUUCUAUUGUGCAUGACAAUUCAAUGCUAUCAAGAAUAAGUUUUAUUUUUGUUUCUUUUCAUGAUCAAUUCUGGUUGUCCACUUGUUCAUGGGUUCCUUUUAAAGGCUGAGGUGAGAAUUUACUAUAAUCUGCUUUAGUUCCUUGAUUAACUGCAAGGUAUACUCAGCAUUGAUAUUAAGGGCUUUCAAUUGUGACUGACCAUUUUUUUGCUAUGCUACUUCUGGUUUCUCAGUGCUGAUGUCUGCAUGCGUAAUGAGUGCAAAAGUUCCAUACUCUUGACAUGUCAUAACCCAGAUCUGGGGUAUUUUGGCCAUUAGCAUGGAGUUUCUGCACUCAUUCCUCAGACAUUAUUUUGCAGGGAAACAAAUGGUGGCCUAAUCACAAAAUGUUGGCUGUUUUCUUGAGCUAGCCAGCCCCAAGGUUGAAUACCAUGGUUGGCAAAUCCCAACAAUCCAGCUCCAACUCACCAGAUACCAGGUUCAUGUCAUACAGGUUAAAUUAUUAUUACAACAUGAGGUGUAAGUUGGGUUGGGGAAAUGCAUAAAGUCUGCACUGCUACUCGACUAUUGUGCAAAGCCAUUUGGAGACUAAAGCUACAGGUUGUAUUCUUGCCAUGGUCAACAUUCUAGAUACAUGAGCCUGUCCUUUUGUAUAGGGCUGCUUACCGUGGUCUUUAACUUUAUCAGAUUGUUUCAGUAACAUGUUCUAUAAGUUUUAAAAUUAAUAGAUGGAAAAAAUAAAUAAGAGUUGUUCUACAAAGUAUGUAGUUGUAGAUGCUAAUAGAUUUGCAUUAAGUUAGGUUUACUGUCAUUAGUUACUUUAACUCAUUUAUAAAUUUGUGUAUUAUUUUAUACAUAAUUUUUUUGUCAGUUUGCUACUGGUUAUGAAAGACUGAAAGGAAAACGUUGCCUGUUUCCCUUUGGUUUGCACUGUACAGGAAUGCCAAUCAAAGUAAGUCUUUGUUCAUGAUUUAUUGGAAUGGUCAAAGCAAAACUAUGUUAAACUUACAGUUUUUGUGGACUGUAAAUUAACUCAGCGGUUUAUUUUCUUUAAGUUGCUAAAUUUUCAUUUCAAUAAGCUAGUUUUGAUGGAUAAACAGGUUACCUGUAAAUCUGCAUUAUUUUUUAUCAUCUAUGUAUCUAAUAUAGUUAGAGUGAGGACAUUCCUGUCUUUCAAGAACUGUGAGACAUUGAUUCAUGCACGUGUACCGUCAAAGUUAGAUUAAUGUGAUUUUCUCCGGUCUGGUCUUUCACAAAACCAGUUUCAGAGGUUGCAGUAUGUUCAGAACUCUGCUGCAUGUGUAUCCUUCUUCCUGGUACUAGGAAUGAAAUAUCACAGCAUUAUAUUACACUCAUAGCUGAGAGAAUUACAUUGGCUUCUAGUGGUCAAGGAAAUUGAUUUUAAAAAUGUUGCUUUCACCAUUUAUCGUAAGUCUUAAAUGAUGUAUCACCUGUUUAUUUUCUUGAACUCUUUUUGUUGUGUUUUCUAUCAAGAACAUUGUGCUCAAGCUUCUAGUAAAUCUUUGCUUGUAACUCUCAAGAUAAAUUAUGUGGUCAAAGCACUUAAUUUUUCGUACGUGGCACCAAUACAGUAAACACCCACUAAUAAGAACCUACUUUUUUGAAGUCUUGCAAAAUAGGUUCUUAUAUUUUGGGGUACUUAUCGGCAAUUUAGGCUGGCUAAGAAGGUUCUUUAUUAGGUUCUUAAUUUUUAUGAAGGAGAUAAUAGAUUAACUGUUGAUUAGGAGAAAAAUAAAUAUACAUUUCAUUUAUUCACAAUUAUUGUAUUAUCAUAACCCUAACAAAACUGAUUACUGAAUAUUAUGUACAGUUUAAUGCAGCAUGUUCUUGUUAUUCUUAAAUUUACAACUCAAAGUUAUAUCUGCUUGAUCUUACUUUGCUAAACAGGUUCUUGUAUUAAAGUAGGUAUUUGAGUAUUAAAGUGGCAAAUUUCUGCCAGGAGGUUCUUAAUUUGCAGGUUCUUAUUAGUGGGUGUUUAUACUGUAUUAUGGAAUUAUUUUCUGGAGGAAGACUUUUAAAUAUAAUAUUUUAAGCUUAACACAUUUUUGACAUGGAAUUGUAACAUAGUUUUCAUUAACAACUGCAUUGCUUAUUGGAGUUGGGUGCCCCGGGAUGUCCAGGGGCUUCCAUUUUUGGCAAGCCGCCAGCAGCCCCUAGACAGAGUUACAUCCCCAUGGCUGGUAAACCUGCACCUUCCACCCAUUAGCCCCCAUGCAAAUGGAAGCAGGCACCUGUCACACUCAUUUAUCAGUGGAAAAAUAAAAGGGGGGAGGGAUGGGGAGAAAUGAAUGGUCCAAAGGCUAAACAAGGGGAGUGGCUUCCAGGAAACACUGUACGAAUAAGCACAUAAAGGUACUGCACUGAGCACUGACUGACAACACAGAAUGGCACUCUUUUUUGUUUACUGUGUUAAAUUUCAUUUAACGUCUUUGUAAUAAUGUUUUACCAAUGAGCACACCACAUGGUUUUUACACUUGACAGCAAUCAUUAUUAACAGUUUAGUUUCAGUUUGUGCUUGCACUGACAGAAUUCUGAUUUAUUUCUUCAGGCUUGUGCUGACAAGUUAAAACGUGAAAUGACUGAAUUUGGAUUUCCACCCAAAUUCCCUGUCAGUGGAGAAAAAGAGGAAACAAAGCAGGUAACACAAAAAUAACUAAGAUACUACGGGUACUUUGGGUUGAUUGGUUAAGAGGUUUGUUUGUAUGAGAGUAUGUCAACACCAGUUAUUUUUGUAGGUAUGCUGCACUGCACAAGGGACCAUACAAUAAAAUUGUCAGGGGGGGUUGUAAAAUGGGAGUGUGGGGUGGGCAGAGUGUAAAGUAAUAUGCUAAGAGAGGGCAAUGAGAAGAGGUGGUGAUAUCAAAUUAUUUUUCAACUACAAUUUAAUUGUCAGAGGUUCAAAAUAUGAGAAACUGACAUCAUGUUUUUAAUUAGAAAAAAUUUUAAUGGUUAAAAGUUACUAGGAAAUAUAGCAGAGGGCAUCAGGGACCAUUCAUUAUUUAUAUAUAUGGAGAGUGGGUUGGGAAAAAAGCUACCGGGCUUUGGAAUUUUUUCUUCCUAAGUCAAAAUAUUUAGAAAAGUAUUACUUUAACCCAUUCGCCCCUGAACCGCCCGUAACCGCCCAUGCAGAUCCAGAUCCUUUUUACCCAUUGUGACGUCAUCAGUUUUAACGGUCAAGGACAACUUUCUUCGCUAACUUGUGCAGAGUGAAGAGAUCUUUCAAACCAUACCAGAAUGAGCACAAUUUGGUCAAGGACACCGGAGAAACAAGCAAAAAACCACCUGACAUUGACCUGAAAAUCUCCAUGAAAAUCUUGUUCCAUUACCCACCUACCUUUCCUUUCACCUAAUCCUAAGAUCCUAAAAGCUUUCCUAAAAACUCUUCCCACCAAAAUGAAGCCUACUAAAUGCCCAGCAAGAGAAAAAAAAAUGAGGCAAGAAAAGCGAAAAAAGAAGGGAGGAGAGAAAGCAAAAAGUAAAAGUCAAGACUGCUGUGUCACUUCGAAAUUUUGCUUUCUGCACAUGCCCGAACUUCGCAAGCUGAUAUUUUGCAUCUGGAUCAGAAGGCCGCGAAGUGUUCGACCUGUAAACCAGUUUGUGGUAAGUUUUAGCUCUUUAUAGCACGACAGUGACCAGAAAACCACUUGACUAGCUUCAAAACGCAUUUUUCGGCAAAAUCUCCAGGAGCGAAUGGGUUAAUAAUUAUGAGUUCCUUGAUCAACAAGGAAUGCAUUCAUGCUUAAUUUGAAUUCAUAGCAAAAGCGUGUAACAGAUGCAAGUGCAUCUUGAUUAUUAUUGUAGUAUGUAAGAGUCUGUAUUCUGUACCAUGUUUAAUUAAUUAACUAAUUAAUUAAUUUUAUUUAUUUAUUUGCCACACAAAAGUAAAAAUACAAGAAGUAUAAGAUGCAUGUGAUAAAAGAAAUGGAAAUGGUGAGGAGGAGACCUCAUAAAAAAUAUGUAAAGCUUAUGAGAGAUUAGGCCUCUUCGAACAGGCUGUAGUUGCUUACAUCAAGUAAAGCAAAAGAUGUCGUAAUUAGGGGUUUGGUAGUGGAGGCAUUCAGAUAAGAGAGUCAAGACAAAAUAUCGUCAUGAAUUUUUUUCUCACAGAUGAAAAGCAAAAUUGCUGCAAAAACAGGUGGUCUGGAAUAUCAGUGGCAGAUCAUGCAGGCUUUAGGCUUAAGUGAUGAGGAAAUUAAGAAGUAAGGACCUCUUUUUCUUGCAAUAAUUAUUCAACCAUGUGCAUGUGUUGAGGUUACAGCCUCUACACAACCGAGUGAACUUCAGGAUAAUGUUGCCAUCAGUUUGAAAAAAAAUUCCUACAUUACUGGCGAAAAAUAAGGGGAUGAUUUUAAUUUCGGUCAAAAAUAAAACCAUGCAAAAUUUUAAGUCUCCAAAGUUUUUACAAUACAAUAAAAAAAUUUUAUUAACGAACUUACUUGGGGGAGGCUUUACCAUGCAAAUUCAAGACCAGUAUAUAUGGAUGGUGACAAACAAGAUGGAUAUAAAGGUCUCUGACAUGGUGCAGCGGGUGGAUACAAAAAUAAUCAUCAUUGAGACAAAAUAUUGAUGACAACAAUAGGAGGUUUCUUUGUCAUGGCAAUAAAGGCAAUAAAUAAAAACAACAUGUUUUCCAACCGAAGAGCUCAUGAGGGAAAGGUGAAUGUUACCAAUAUUUUUUAUUGAAUUGAUUUCAGGUUUGCUGAUGCUGAUCAUUGGCUACAUUAUUUCCCUCCUUUAGCGAAAUCAGACCUCCAAUGUAUGGGACUUAAGGUAGGCCAACAAAGUAUUCAUACCAUAAAAGUUGAAAAAUUAGUUCUUUUAAGUAGAUUAUACUGGUUUUAAGUGUGUUUGCAAGUCCUCAUACUUCAAUCCCCCUAAUUCAAAGCUCAUAACAGAUGCAAAUGGAGUACAUUGUAAACUUUUAAGUGUGUGAGAUGGGAGCUUUAAAUAUGUAUAGACUUUCUAUGAACUUUUAGGAUCCAUCAUCGUGUAAUCUUAACGUAUGUGUACAUGCACAUUAAUUUUACUCACAAAAAUAGAGGCAAGUUAUAAAGUGUCAAGCUUAAACGUGAAGUUGAGUGAGGUUCAACUUUUAAGUUUAUGUUUGACUUUUCAUACAUUGCCUCUAUUUUAUAUGUGAAAGUAAAUUGUAUGCAUGUAUACACGUAAAAAUUAAGUUAAAUUAAAUCCACCCUUGGAUAUUACAGAUGUACAGUGAAUGUCCACUUUAACAAUAAUAAUAAGUUACAGCUAUGAUAUGAAGUUUUUUAAGUAUUUUAGUAAUUGGAAUUCCUAAACAGGACUUCAAUCAGGUUUAUUCUGAUGCUUUUGCAAAUUAUUUGUUCAUUCUAUAUGUAAUUUUGACUGAAAAGCAAACUUUUUACUUAUAUUAGGUGGACUGGAGACGUACUUUCAUCACCACGCACGUCAAUCCAUAUUAUGACUCAUUUGUUAGAUGGCACUUUUGGACUCUGAAGGAUCGUGGUAAAGUCAAGUUUGGAAAAAGGUAUUUAAUACACUAACAUAAUUAUGUUAGCUCUAACAUUAAAUGAAUAAGAGACUCUAGACUUUCAAAAAAGUCCUUCGUCGGAUUUAAUAUGGUGCGGGAGGAAGGUGAAACUUGUGAGGUCGACUUUUAGCAGGUCUGAAGAGACUCCCUCUGGUAGAUUUUCUUGCUUAGUAUAAAUUGUGUUUAAAAAUCAUAUCCUCAGUAAAAAAAAUGCAUAAUUUGUCUACUGUUUAUCAACUUGACUUUAUACCUUGGUCAGACAAAAAUACAACUAACAGAAUUUCAUCUUUUGAGUUGUUUGAAAAAGUACUGAACAAUGUGUAGCUACUGGAAAUAAUAUUUCUGAGGCAAAAUGUUUUUAAAGAUAUCAUUCACUAAUUUGUGUUAUUAUAAUAUGGGAAAGUUCUUGGCAAUUUUUGUUAAUUGUUGUGUUUGGAGAAUUCCUGAUGAAACAGAUUUUCAAAUUGGUGGGAGGUAGGGGGGUCGUGAGUUAUGUAGGUUACUUGAAGCACCACACAGUAUUCUUUUUUGAAAGAAUACUGCGUAGCUUAAGCUUAGCCAAUUGUUUACCCAUAUCUUUAAAUUUGAUAGCUUUUGUCAGCACUUUGCAAAAGGCAACCCAAAUGAAGUUUUUCAUGGAUAAAAUAAUUGUUAAUGGCUAUUUGCUCAAUUGAAUUUUUUCAUAUCAGGUACACAAUAUUCUCACCCAAGGAUGGUCAACCCUGCAUGGAUCAUGACAGACAGACUGGAGAGGUAGGCCUGAUCCAUAUGAUUUCAUCACUCUAUAUGGAACAAUGUUAUAGUAUAUCUGUCAUCACUUUUUCUUCUUUAUACCUGUCUUGUACCUACAUGCAUCAAUUUGAGGUUUGCCAGUAUUAAUUCUUUACUGCAUACCAGCCAAUAGCUAUAACUGUGGCAUUAUUGUCAUGAUAUAAAACAAAGAAGGUGGUUAAAACUUUUGCUUACAAUUAAUUUAUUUCGGCAACUUGUGUCUAUCUGCAGUUCUUUUGACCCUUAGCCUAGUAGAAAUUUUUUAACUUAUGACCUCAAUUAAGUUUGUACUGUAUUUAUUGCUCCUUCAUGUCAAUUACCAGCAUGUUUAUCCCAUUCACCACACUGGGCAUUUGUCUUUUUCCUUCACCUACAACAGAACAAACUGCAAAUGCCCCAUGCUGGAUCCAACCAUUGAUACAAGACAAAAGGCAAAUUAAUGCUAGACAAAUGGCAGGGAGGGGAGGCAGAGGGUGGGAAAUGGGUAUGCUUAGAUUGACUGAACCAUAUUAAAAAAAAAGAAGGUACUGUUACUGUUUUGAAAACUGUUUUUGACUGUUUUUGUAUCUUUUUUAACUGAUCAAUAUGAAUGAUAACUGUGGUGAACAAUUUUUUUUUUACAUUUAUCUUAUUUUUUGUGCAAGAGUUUUUUUCAAUAUGGUGUAUUCAUUUGCAUACAGAUUAAUCAUUAGGUGAAUCAAGUCAUUCGCGGACAAUUGUUGUAAAAGCCAUUAGUUUAGAUGUAUUGAUGUCAUAUACGCUGUUAAUUUAGCUGUGAGCUGGAACUAAUGUAAUUUUGCUUCAUGUUGUUAUCACAUUUCUCACAAGGGCGUAGCACCGCAGGAGUACACUGGAAUUAAAAUGAAGAUUUGUGAACCAUAUAAAGGAAAACUCAGGUAUAAUUUGUUAUGCAUUUACAGGCAGUGUUAUUCCUACAGUAAGCACUUUCUUCAUGUAAUUGUUUGAUAAACUUGCAGACCAAUUAACCCACUACUUGUUUAUCGGAUCACUGACAGACUAUGGACCUGGGCUCUUUACAUGGAGGGAGAAUUAUCCUUGCUCCAGGAAGAUCCUAGAAGGCGAAUCAUCUUAUCGCCACAUAUUUUCUGUAUUCAGUUUACAUGCUAAGCUUUACACUUGUGCCUAGCGCUGGCAUCUUCCUAGUACUAGAAUAUUCUUAGCUGAGAGGAAGGGAGAUACUAGCACCAUGUUGCUAGGAAGACCCUUUUUAAGUAUUAAGGAUAAUCCGGACAAGCGGAUGGCUCAGUGGAUAACCAAAACAAAAAAGCCAACAAUUUCGUUUGGUGCCCCCAUUUUGUAAAGAACUUCCAUCCACUGCUGAAAGUUAGUUAUUAAUGCUCGUGAAGAAAGUAGAGGGGCCUGAAUUACAUCUUUGCUAUUGUCGCCUGCCAUCUUGAAUUACUUUUGUACUUGUUAAUGACCUGGACUAAAAUUUCUGUAAGUAACCCGACAAAAAGUUGUUUCUUCCUUCAAGGAUGUCCCUGGUGCUAGGAUCGUCGUCCCUCCAUGCAUAUACACAGCCCCUAAUCAUGCUAAUGCACACUUUUAAACUACCCAAUUGUCUAACUGAUUGGAUGACCAGCAACUGACUCACAAACUGACUGCGUGGCUGACUUUUUACCCAGUUGUGACUGACUAUCUGACCUAAAUGAUUAUCAUUAUUAACUUGGUUGGAUGACUUUCUUACUGUCUCAAUCUGUCUGACUGACAGAUUAAUAAAGUUUAUUGUAUUGUUUUGCUUUGCAUUGCGUUGUGUUGCGUUUUGUUGUGUUGGGCUAUGUUGUGUUUUGUUGUGUUCUGUUGUGAUAUAUUGUAUUGUUUUGUAUUAAUUAAUUAGGUAACAGAAUAGAUUUAUCAGUCUAUUAACUAAUGGAAGUUUUGGUUGACGACAUGGUUCUUUGUUACAUUAUCAGUGCCUUAACAGGAAAGAAUGUGUUCCUAAUGGCAGCAACACUGAGACCAGAAACAAUGUACGGGCAGACAAACUGCUGGGUUCAACCAGACAUUACGGUAAGAAUAUUAUUAUUAUUAUUAUUAUGUUGUUAUUUGUACACCUUGCAUUAACUCUUUUAGAAAACGAUACAAUAGGCCGUUUCACAGUUGUGUGUUCAGUGCCCUGGCCUUUGAAUGGAAGCAAGGCUGGCAGUGACCUUGUUUUGUUACAAACCUUCUUGUUUUUCGUAAUAUGUAAAUGAUCAUGUUCAUGGGCUUGUUAGCAUGAGAACACUACGAUUUGAACGUGAAAAGUAGGAAGGUUUGUGACAAAACAAGGUCACGGCCAGCCUCGCUUCUAUUGAAAAGCCAGGGCAAUGAGCACACAACUGUAAAAUGGCCUAUUUCACAUAUGGCAAGUAGGCGAUAACCACUGUUAAUCUGGAUGAGUGAACAUACCUCAACAAAACAUGUCAAUUUGUUGUUGUUUAUCCUUUCCAAAUCUGCCAGUGUUUAGCCUGUUCCAAGCGUUGAGAUAAUGGCGUAGCCUGAGUGUCAGGCCCUCCUCCGAGAAAAGCCUGAUCUAAGUCUAAGAAUCAAUGGCGCGAAAUGUAGAGCAGAGGAAAUAUGCAGAAGAAAGCUGCUGCCCUCUCAGUCUCACCACUCCCACUCCCUCCUGCUCAUUUUUCUUAGUGCUGUCCCCCACUAUCUGAGCGCCUGGAAACGGCUACCCACUGUUUGGCAAACUAAUCUUUACCUUGCUCUGCUGCCAAAAAUCUAAACCAUCAGUUUAGUUUUAUGUCUGAAAAUUUUCAUGAAAAUGUUUUUCCCUCUUUUCCCCUUUUGUCUAUAAGAGCAAAGGUGAUAUGAUUUCUCUUUUGUAUAGGACACUAAAACUUCCCCAAAUAAAGCUUAAAUUUUUAUUUUCUUUAUGCAGUAUAUCGCCUUUGCAACGAACAUCGAUAAUGAAGUUUAUAUUAGCACCCGACGGGCAGCGAGGAACAUGUCUUACCAGGGUUUCACCCCUAACGAGGGCGUGGUCAAUGUUCUUCUUGAACUGACAGGUCAGGUUAGUACAUGAAAGCGAUGAUAAACAUCUUCAUUUAUAGUGGUCCACCUACUGUAGACAAAAGGGAAGGGAAGGACUGCUGAAAAUGGAAGAGCCAGGUUUCACCAAGGCUUGUUGGCUUCAUAUUUCACCCACGAAAAGGCUAGGAGUAAAAGCAUUACAAAAAUCUAGAUUUGAAGAGAAAGUUCUUCAGUAUGAAUUAGACGUAAGGGAUUUGAAGAUCCUUUUUUUCAGAGACUUCAUCUUUCCCUUUGAGGGGAGGGGGAUUUGUUCGGCGGUGGGCGGAAACAUUUUCAAAUAUUUGAGAGAAGAAAUCAAUGCAAUCGAUAUAUUUUACAAAACUGAAUCUAAGAAUGUUUGGCUGUUUAACACAGGACCAAAUUUGCAGACUCGGAAUUUGUUUAUUAGGUCGGUUCGGCAAAAAAGGAUAUCAAAAAGGGCAGGUAAUCCUCAAUUAAUUUACUCCGGUGUCUUUUUUAUAUUAAUGAAAAAUGUUCUGUACAGUCAAACCCUGUUAAUACAGACACUGAAGGCACCACAGAAAGUGUCUGCCGGUAUUAAACGGGUCAUGUUAUUAAAGUAAAAAAAACCCCUUUUACUAUAACAAAAUACCAAAUUAAACUUCUUUAACCUUCACAAAGUCGUUAUUACGCGGCUUAAGUCCACGGAAACACUUAAAAAUUGCUCAUUUAUGGUAUUACGUAAUCACAACCCUUUUUGCAUAACUCGUUUGAAGCCAAAAAUUGACGUCUACAAAUCAUCCUAUCCGGUGUUUAAUAGCCCUGGGAACAUUUACGUGCCGUCAACUGAAGGAUUUUUUACCAAUAAAAAGCAAAGGUCUAUUACAGCACGCAGUUGAUAAUGAAGUGUCCGCAUUAGCGAGGUUGACUUUCUAUGAGAAUUCGUUGAUUGGGCAAGAAAUUAGUGUGGGUUGUCCUCAUUAACAGGUGUUCGUAUCAAGCGGGUUAAAUUGCGAGAUAAUGUAAGGGCUAUCCCUUGGGACAAAGAAAAUUGACCGUAAUAACGAGGUGUUCGUAACACGGGGUUCGACGGUAAUUAAAGAGUUUUGUUUUGCUCCUUGAAACUUUUAUUUUUUGACGUUUUUGCGGUAGUUUCUUUAACCCCCCAUUGUUCAAUUAAAAAACCUCUCAUUCCUGUUUCAGCGUUAAUUUUGUGUUGCAGGACAUUAUGGGUAUUCCUUUGGAUGCCCCCCUGACACAUCACAAAGUAGUUUAUACUCUUCCCAUGCUGACAAUAAAAGAGGAUAAAGGUAAGAGUUGUACAACAGCAGCUCCUGUCAAUCCCGCGGCGUCACCGCUAGGUUACCAAGGAGACAAACUGUCAAAAGAGGAUUGUUCUUUUAACGGCUAAAAGCUUUUGUGAAUUUGUUUCGCCACCUAAGUUAUGUAAUGGUUAGGCAUUUGAAAGGUGUAAGUACAUAUUUUGUUGUCUCUGAUUCUCAGGUACCGGUAUUGUGACGUCAGUCCCUUCAGAUGCUCCGGAUGAUUAUGCAGCACUUAGGGACGUGAAAAACAAACCGGUCAGUGAUUCAAUACCCAUUAACAACAACAGCCUAAAACAACAAAUUACAGAGAUAAUAUAUGAAAAACUCUUAGACUGAACGAUUUCGAAAAACCCAAUUGCAGUCCGUUUUAAUCUUCUUCUAUUUGUCAAUGCGUGUCUUCUUUUCUGUUUCCACUCAAUUUGGUGGCCAGUUCCUGUGUUAUGACAAGGCUCCUUUACGCAUAAGUGGCAUCGGACGUUUGCCCUCAAAGACUCCCCAGGGAGCUGCCAUGAAUUUAUCCUGACAGCGAGAUGUCACUUUCAGCGUUUGUUUCGUUGCUUAGCAGGUCCAUUGGUAAUUGACACUUUCUAACUGCCAAGUUAUCUCUGUGAAAGAGUAUCAGUGUUUCCCCACUCCCCAGCCAAGGGUAACGGAACUUUACCGAACUGAAACGGUUUUCAGUAUUGCACGACUGCUUUCGUUUUUUAUUCCUACACUGUCUUAUUGGCAAAAUAUUCUUGCGCCACUUUCGAUUUAACCAGUCAAAAGUAAAUCCGCCACGUCUUGCUCGCACUUUGGUUUCAUUAACGCUACUCACCGGAAAAGUACUUCAUAGGGUUGUAUAGAGUCACGCCCUGCCACUCCACUGACAGUAAAUCAUUCUUGUUUUGUAAUUGAAUUUCAAGGCUUUUAGACAGAAGUACGGUAUUACAGAUGAAAUGGUCCUUCCUUAUGAGCCUAUUCCAAUCAUCCGGGUACCUGGUUAUGGAGACCUUUGUGCGGUAAAGGCCUGUGAUGACCUCAAGAUAAAGAGCCAAAAUGAUAAGGACCUUCUGGUGGAAGCCAAGGAACUCACUUACAAAAAGGGUUUCUAUGAGGGAACUCUCAUCAUCGGGGAAUUUGCUGGGCAGAAAGUUCAGGAUGUAAAAAAACUUGUGCAACAGAAAAUGAUGGACAGCGUAAGUGUGCAUCGGAUUUUAAUACUUCUGUCUUUUGCCAUAAACGCCAAAAAUCGGGCUAUUGAAUGCUGUGUUUCAGUGUUUUUGUUCGUUCAUUUACUUAAGUAAGGAAACAGAAUCUGGUAACAUUUGCACACAACACUCGAGCCCUGUUCUGUCGAGUUGAAUCUUUUGAUAAAUUUGUUCCCUAAAUCAUCAAAUUUUCUUUGGAAAUUACAAAUCCUUUGAUUGCUUAUGUCUUCAGGAUGAGGCAAGGAUUUACAUGGAGCCAGAGAGAAAAGUAAUGUCUCGAUCCGCGGAUGAGUGCGUUGUUGCCCUGUGUGAUCAAUGGUAAGGCAAACGUAUGUUUACACGGGAAGGAGAAUGACUGUACAUCAAGUCCUUGUGCGAAGCAUUUUACACCCUUUUCGAUUCAGUUGUGUGGAACUUUUAUCACACUUGGUGUCCAGCUUAGGUUAAAUAAUUCCUGGCGCAGGUGUGCAGUGUGAAAUUUAAAUUAUCUCGCUUCAGAAUCGGCAAGAUUUCUCAGUCUCAAUCUUUCCACGGAAAGAGUUCUGCGUCAUUGUUAACAUGCGAGGAUUACACGGUGUUGUUUUUUUUCUCCCUCUGUUAGGUUUUUAGAUUAUGGUGACGAACCCUGGAAAAACACGGCGCGGGACGCCUUGAAAGAUUUAGAAACGUAAGUACAAAUAUAGGAGGAAGGGUGUCCGAUUGGUUAGAGCGCUGGACUUGCAAUUCGGAGUUCCCAAGUUCAAGUCUCGCCCUGACCGCUGGUUGGAUAUGUUAUGGGUAGUCUCGAGUUCAAAUCCUCGGCCAUGCUUGCGAAAGCCUCUGGCCAUUUGGGAUUCUUAACUCUGUUAAGUUUGAUUUAAAUUAUUUGUUUCAGGCAUUUGCUCGGCCCCACUAGCAUAAAUGCUAUAAAUGCUGUCGAGGGUAAAUGACGCAAUUAUUACUAUUAUUAAGUAAUUUUCUGAGAUUUUAUCAGCACGAAAACUAUUGCGGCUAAUGCCUUCAUUCGCUAAGCAAAUCAAAUCGCUUUUAUGGCAGUUGGGUUCUGCCCUUUGUUGUGACGUGUUAAUAAUGAGUGACUUCAGACAACUUAAAUAUUUGCUCUCUUUUGUUUGUCGAUAUCAUUCGAUCAGCAAGCGGGAGAUGAUGAACAAACAAGAAAAACAAAAAACAAAACGAAUGGAAAAUAAGAAAUGUCCUAUCGUAUAAGAACAAGAUUCCAUUCAAAAAAAGUUAUUUAUUUUUACCCUGUGAUUCGGCUGCGGUAAAAUCCUUUUUAAAGUCGGUUGCUUUCUGAGCUCGAAUUCAAAGCGAAAUCUUAAUGGGAGUUGUUUUUAGUGGAAUAUAUCUUUAGAGCUCUAAGUCUUUUACGUUUCUUACUACUGAAUGGUUCUGAAUCUGUGCAGUCGCUGGAAUCGUGAUGAAAUGUCCGCUUACGGGUUAUGGGGAGUGGUAGGACCCAAGGCGUUGAAGGUUCGAUUGUAAUAGAUAUUAGAAGGAUUAGCCAAGAGAAGUGGGGACGAGAGUAACUUUGAGAUGUAAACGGCCAUGAUGAAGCUUUUGACUUCAACUGAGGAUAACGGUUGUCCCAUGAGAAGUUAACCAAUGGAUCCUUCUGAGCCGUGAAGCUGAGUAACGUGACAUAACCUAACGAGUACGUGACCACUGUAGCGCAAAUGACCGUGACCACGAUGUCUUAGCAAGUAAUAUAUGUUAAGUGAAUCAAAGCGGCCGUCGAUAAUACAAUGUUAGACACUUCUUUUGUAUGAAUGAAUUUGAGUUACGGAGAAACUGAAUCUGAUUAUCGCUUAUUUCCAUGUCUUCGCGUGACAGAUUUGCGGAAGAAACCAGGCGGAACUUUGAGGCCACGUUGGACUGGAUUCACGAGCAUGCGUGUUCAAGGUCUUAUGGUCUCGGUGAGUAAAUGGCAAGUUAAUUGUCCAAACACUUCACACUCAGCUUUUAUUAUACCUACCGCAAUUGAAAUUUCGUGAGUGGUCGGAAUAUUCGCUCGAUCAUACGAUCUUGGUAAUUCCGCUCUGACUUUAAAAGCCCUUUCAGUUUCAAACUUCAAAACAAAAGGUUUUUUUCUUAUUUCUUUGCUGUAUUGAAUUCGUUUCAUUCAGCUAUGAUGAAGUUUUUUGAAGAUAUGAAGACGUUUCUGUCUUAUGACAAAUAUCCAAUGGAUCCUUCUGAGCUGACAAAUGACUCUAAAUAAGGGUGAACUGAAUUUUUCCUGAUUUUAUCCUUGCUUUUCACGUUUUUUAAACCAUCGAGACUUCGCUUCGCCCACUUUCCAAACGACUUCACGCACUUUCCAAAGUUCGCUAAACCACUUGUUUUCCUCGUUCCCUUCAGAUCUCACUAGUCACACUAAGGUGUAAUCAACUCUGGAUUAGCCUGGUUCGGCAUUUACUCCACGGUUACACCUGCAAGACUGCGUCACUAGGGCCCGCGGAGCAAUUUUUAAAGUGGGAGGAAGGGGGAGUGGACGGACGCACAUCAAAAUGUUAAUAUAUAUUUUAUCAAAAGAUACCUUCGUCAAUUCGAAGAAACAAGAGAUAUUUUAGCACUGCAGUAAAGUGCGAUUAAACAGGUGCCGAUUUAAUACAGUUACAACAACUCAUCAAGCAAAGUUUAACAAACGAGAAAGGAGCCAGAAAAGAGUGAAGUAUGUAAUCAUGCACAGAAAAGUGAGAGAAGGCAGCAUCAUAAUUCUGGCGUGGUUUAUUGGCCCACUGUCAUGAAAUUGGAUUCAUUUAGUGUACCGAAUUUUCUUUUCCAAUUAUCAGCAAAUUCAUUGGCCACGAAGGCGACGUUGUUGUGGCUGUUUAGUACUGUCAGAUUACUGGACCUUUCUUGCGUCAUUGUUGAGCGGAGUCAUGCUUUUAACUUUCGAGCCGCUGAAAAAGACCUUUCUCUUUCUGCGCUGAUUACAGAAUUUACUCGUAGUAGCUUGUCAUCAUCAUCAUCAUCAUCAUCAUCAUCAUCAUCAUCAUCAUCAUCUUCGUCAUCAUCAUCAUCAUCUUCAUCAUCUUCGUCAUCAUCUUCAUGGUCAUCUUCAUCAUCUUCAUCGUCAUCAUCACCUCCUUCCCUUCCUCCUGUUCUUAGAGGUGAACGUAGUCCUCCUCUUCCUCCUCCUCCUCCCCCUCCUUCUUAUUCUUCUUCGUUUUAAUUUUCUUUAUUUUGGGACUUUUUAUUUUCAUUUUAGGAACUCGACUUCCCUGGGAUGAACAGUAUUUAAUAGAGUCAUUGUCUGAUUCAACCAUUUACAAUGCAUACUACACAGUGGCACACUUGCUACAGGAGGGGUCAUUUGAUGGAUCUGCUGGUGGACCCCUAGGAAUAAGGUACCUCUCACUUGGAAUUUAUAAUAUACUCCUCCUCCAUAAGUGUCCACUGUAAGAUUCAUUUUGUAGCCUUACCUUGAAACCGGUGUCAUUGUUAGUUUGAUUAUUAGGGUGAAGUGUCUGAGCGUUGUUAGUGAUUCCAAUAGACGUAUGGGGAUAUUGAUCCGUUAUCGAUUGACCUGUUGUUACUUACUCUGUCAGUGACUGCACUGGCAAAAUGUAAGUGUUUGUGCAAUAUCGAUAGCAUUCAAAAAGUACAAUGAGGCAAUCUAUAAAUUUGUUUAUUCACAGGGUAACUAAGGUCAAUAACCGUUGCCGAACUGUGCACACUGACCAGCUCAAGGAGGCUUUGUGCUGACUGCUAAUUAACGACCUCGGUUUUGGGGUUAAUUUGGUUGCUUGAAUUGGUUGAUUUGUAAUGUUUAAAUUCUCGGCCAUACUUGCAGUUGAGUCAGUUUGUCAAAUUUAAGCUUUAUGAGGUAGUCAGACGUCCCUUAUAACUGGUUUUAUAUUGUGAAAGAGGUUUUAGGAACCAAGCAUAAGUUAGGUCUACCUCAAUGGGAAAGUGACCUUCAUCAUCCCUGAGCGUGGGAUGAUAAAGUGCCUUGAACGAAGGCCCAAGAGGUCGGUUAUUUCAACAAAGACGAAGACAAUUAGUGAACGUCUAGUCAAGAUAAGUCUGUCAGCUUGUUAUUUUGGGUAAAUACCUUUUUCCGGUCCGCUCUUCAGUCUUUCUUAACACUUUCUACAGUAAACAAAAUUAAGAUAGUGAGGUUGGCCAAAUUAACAUUUUUUGCUUUGCUUUAUUUUGGGUUUCAUCUACUGAGUUGGUUAAGUCAGUUUCCCUCUUUAUUAUAACCUUGUCCCCGGCACUGGGUAUUUUCACACAUUGAGCUUUCCGCAAAUGCUAGACAAAUUUUCGUGUAGUUGGGUUGGGAUAGGCCAUCAGAUCGUAAAGACGGUAGGAUUUGAUGACGGACUGCUGUUUUUUGUUUUUGCUUGAAUGAUUGCAAUCUCUCUAUAGGUGUUAAAAGUUUGAAAUACUAGUCUGAAAUUGCGGUGAAAGUUUUGUUAGACAAGAGUAUUAUACUUUCAAGUUCGCGGCUCUUAAUUUGUGAGCAAGAACUGAUACCCUAAGGUAUUAGCUGUCUGACGAGCGACAGGUGAAUGGAAUUUAACUAGUAAUGUAAACUCCAGUUAAGUAUGUACGUGCUUCCUAUCCCUCGGUCCUCUGUUUCAAGAGUUUUUGACUUAAAUUCUCGGGUCAAUUUAAUAAAACCUUUGCAAGUAUAUUUUACAAGUGUUGCUAUUUCUACAGUAGCGUAAACAGUUUUAUUAAAUGGACUGCUGGUUCUAGUAAGUUCUUUAUCAAGUUUCGGGUUUCAAGACUAUUGUUUUACCAUAUUUCAUAACUAAUUAAAUGAAUAUACAGUAUGACUGCUUCAAGGCGAUGAGGCCCAACGAAAACCACUGAGCUUAUGAUUACUAAUUAUAUGCUCCCUCAAUUUAUGAUAUUAGUUAAUUAUCAACGUAUUGUGAAAGGUUUGAACCCAGGAGUCAUUUCAAAAGUAGGUUGAGUUUGAUCGUCCGGGUGAACGUAGUCCUGAAUAGGACUGUUGUUGUUGACAGUGACUGACUUUUAUCAAAGUAUUAUAACAACGACAAAUCAGUGGUAGAGGAUCAUGACAUGUUAGAUAUUUGUUUCAGUUAAGCGUAGUUAGCCGGACAACUAGAAAGUGCUAUUCAAAGAGGGAUAAAAAAGUGAAAAAAAUGUAGGAAUUGAAAAAUGUCUAAAAUAAGAGGAUUGUUUUCAGUUUAGUAGAAAAAAAGGCAGCGUUUUGAUUUUCAUGGGCUUUUCUUUCUUUUAUAUUCACCAAUGUAGAUGCCUUUUCUCCCAACUUUCUUAUAUAACACUCUUCAUCUUACUAAAUGUUUCAGACUUCAACCCCUUGUAGAUAGACAAUAUUUCACAUCCGAGCUUGUCUUGUGUUGUCUGGGCAGUAUGUUUUAUAGUGCUACUGUUUAUUAUGCCAUAAAAGGGAGGUUUGUACUUUGAGCAUGCAGUUAAAUCCUUCAGAAUGGCCAUGUGAACAAAGCUAUUGAGCAGAACAUUUCUGUGCUGUUAAUUAUUGUCCUACCGUUGCUAGAAUUUGAGUCUGAGUUUAUUCCUAAAGUCACUUGUGUGAAACUUUACUGUUCUCUUGAGUCUGUGAAUAAAUCCCAAAAGUUUGGUCAUUCGUCGCUUCCCUGAUAUGAUUAAAUACUCCUCACUUCACUGUUUGUAAUGAUCUCAGGGAAAACAAGCCAGUUUAUUAAAAGGCCUCUAAAACGUUCCUUUGGCCUCGGCCAUUCUUUUAAUAAUUCUUUCUUUUUGGGUUAUUUUGCCAAAAAAACACUCUGUCCUAAGCCGUUCCAUACUAUUUUUUUCGUCCAAGUUAAAAAAUAUACAACAUCUAACCGGAUACACCUUCGUGAAUAUACAAAAUGUCUUGAUAAGUAAAAUUUGAUUUUUAACUUUAAGAUAUAUAAAGGAAAUUAAUUUUUUGAUUCAGUUGUGUAUAAAACAGUAGGAGAAAAACUUUUGAAAAUUUACUGAUCAACAGAUAUGGCGAGUAUACCCCCGAGCUAUAGCUCAUUUUAUAGAUUUUUAUGUAAAAAGCAACCUGAUUCAUGCCAGAUUCUAUAUGAAUUUAUGAAAUUAAAAAAGAUAACUCCGUUUCUUUUUAAGUGGCGGUAAGGGGCCGGGGGGGGGAGGGGAGGAAUACAUGUUUUUUAAUUGCAAUGAUCUCUGUUACACCAGUGUUAUAGAAAAUUAAUUACAAUUCACCAAAUAUUGACAAGGUGUGAUGUUCGUCUCCCACUAUUGUAGGUCUGCUAAUAGAAAGGAUUGAAGUUUUGUUUUUUCUAUAGUUUUAUCGCAUUCUGAAAUACAGUAACAACAACCAAAACAAAACAGCAACAAUAAAAGGCGCCAUAUCGCAUUUUAAUGUUUUGUUUAUCGUUGAGCUCGGGUACUCCAGUACAGUGAGUUAUAUUAUACUCCAUAUUUCUGCCCUACAUACUCUUAGCGUUGCUUGUUUUUUCUCCUGUUUGGUGAUGAAGAAUUAUCUGUUAUCUGUUAUUCCUCUCCUUUCAUCAUCACUUUUUUUUGCGCAUUUAAAGUAAGGUUUUUUCCAAUUUAGUAGGCGAUUUUUAGCCAUUGUUUUAUUUCUUAGUUAUUUUUAUCAAAAUGUAGGUUUGUUUUUUUGUGUGUAUUUUGGCUUCCUUCAAAGGUAAAUGCAAGCGAAAAUUAACUGAGAAAAUCUUUACUUUCCUUACGCAACACUCAGGUAUUCAAACUACUUUUGAUUUAAAAGCAACGUGUUUUACCGAUAAAAUACAGUUCUCGUUGGUUUAUUAGAGUAUUGAUGUUGGACCGUUGACCAACGAACAUAUUUUGUUUUUUUAUAUCAAUGUAUGCUUUUUGCCAUAUGUGUAUGAUGACUGUGGCUGAAGUGAUUAAAGGGCCUGUUUACAUGGAGUGGGGUACCCCGGUCUAGUGGGGCUGGUUUCUUUUGUUUUCACGCUCUGGGAGACACAAAACAAAAGAAACCUACCCCACUAGACCGGGGUCCCCCACUCCAUGUAAACAAGGUCUAAAAGCAGGAGGAUAAAAGCCACUUAUUGCGGUUUCAAUUCCUCUUUAAUCCUCGAGGCGAAUAGUGAAAGUUGUGAACAAGGGAAAAAUGAUUGAGCAAGGAAUUGCGCGAUAAUCAGCCAAAAAACCUGAAAUAUGAAUUUGGGGGACACAAAGCCAUUGUUUUUCUUUAUUUACCAUCUAACGCGCUUUGCUUAAUGGUUUUGCAAUCUUGUUGUAUUUUCCUUUCAGGGCCGAACAAAUGACCCGUGAAGUGUGGGAUUACGUAUUCUUCAAGGAUGCCCCUUUUCCAAAAACAGAUAUCUCAGCUGGAAAACUCGAGUGAGUAUCUGAUACAUUCUUCUUUACGGAAAUGAAAUUUUGUUAUGAUCUUUUGUCAUACUGUUACCGGCGACAAAUAUUUGGCUAUGCUGUUUAGGACUCUAGGAAAGGGAGACGUCGGCGUAGCUACAGGGCAUGCUAACAUGUAGUUCAUGCCCAGCUACAGUCUCCUGCGGACACUUUCACCCAACGCUGUUUUUUCAGCAAUUCUGACCCGUCUCCUCGUCUUCCCAAUGUUGGUUAUCGCAGUUAACUCACCAAAUCUUGUACACCACAUUGGGAGGGCAAGAAGACAGCAAAGUGUCUAAACAAUUUUGACUAAGACUGUAGGUUAGUACGGCUUGCCUAUAAGAAAACCAGAAAAAUUAAACUUAAGAACGUUACUCGCCUUUUCGAUGUUGCGAACAUCAUUAUCAAGAGUGAGAAAUGUUGAGUUUCAAAAUUGUUAAAAGAGUUCGAGUAAGUUUGAUUCCAUUCGUACAUGCUUCAUUAUUAUGUAGAUUUCUUAACAGGAAAGCUUCUGAUUGCACGUUCGGUUUGAGUUCUGGUAUAAAUAGCAUCUCGUAGACAAGGCAUUCGAAUAUAUUUCUGCAUUUUUUGAGGACCGAAAAAUUGUCCGUGAGGGUUGGUUAAUAACCGCUAUCGUAUGUUUUUUUUCUCUUCAUCCCAAAAGCUACUUUUGCAAUUCUCAGUACCACGCCUUACUAGUGUGAGUUCUCUUGAGGCACGUUAAGAAAAAGAAACCGCUGCUUUGUUGUGCCUAGAUUACUCCAUACAAUAUUUAGCUCUGUCUAUAAAAACUAAACCAAUGAAGUCUAAAAUUUUACGACUUAACGCCCUCUUUUUAAUUCCUUUUUUGUAAUAGUUGACCCUACUUUCUUUGUGGUAUAUCUAAUAAGUUUUGGUUUGACACGUAAACGACACUAGCUUUUAGCGCAUUACGAUUAUUAUUUGCGCCUAGAAAUAGCAAGCAUUUUUUUGGUUAAAAUCCUGGCACUCCCUUUCGUUAUUCCUUUUUCAGGAAUUUAUUUCCGCCUUGAAUCAAUCUAAAAAGAAGUGGACUUAUACUCUCAGCUCUGUUAUUUUGUAUCCACAAAUUCAUUGUGAUAUUUUUCAAGCCAAAGCUGAGUGUUGUAAUCAGUUUACAGCCAACAAGAUGGUGGAAAGCUCAAAAGAUGUUUAUCGUUUCCAGACAAAUAUCUUGAAGCCUUAAUCAGACUAUUAUCUAGUGUUGACCGAUUGUUAUUAUCAUGUACUCAGACCGGUAAACCGUGCCAAAGGCAAUGAAAUAGUCAUCUCAAAGGAUGACUAUGUUAUUAUGUAAAAAGAACAUCCAGUUACAAGGGAAGUGAAAUUAAUGUUGAUUCGAUACAAAACGGCUUGAUAAGUGCCUUAUAAAAUCACCCUAAUCAUCAAGUGAAUGUUUUAGCUUUAAAUGUCUUAGCAAAAUUGCCUAGGGCUUUAAAAAUACUAUUUUUCAAUAUGAAAAAGCCGUGUCCAGCUGCGCUUGUAUUCAGUGUUAAAUGUCACGUCGCGUGCGUGUUCGACUUUCGCGCUGUUGUAUUCAGGCAUCUCGACUGAUUUGUCGUUGAAUAUUCUUGUUAAAUUUUCGUGGUUUAGUUUGUCCUGCUGUUUACCCAUUGUUUUAACCCCCAAAAAUAUAUAUCUUUUUUCAAAAGCUUUUUAAAUAAAGUUGAAAAUAUCACUAGGUUUUUUUAUUUUUCUGUUACAUCUACAUUUAAACUUUCUCCUUUUUUUUCGCAAGAAAAGAAAACAAACAUGUUUUGAAUAACGACGGAAUUAAAAAAGUUUUCCUUAUCCUCACUUAGAAUUUAAUGUCACUUUUUUUUUCAGAAUAUUUAGAAGUAGAUUAAAGUCAUUUGUAGGGUUUAUACAAAACAUUGCAACGAACAAACAACAACAACUCAAUUAAAAUACCGAGCUCUUCUAACCGAGCACCAGUGCUCCACUAAUCGGGGACGCGCAAACAAAAUAAUUCAAAUAAAUAAUUCUUACUCCAAUUAAAAAAAAGAGAUAUAAUAAUGGGAAUAUGCACAUUGUAUAUCAUAAGUGGUAAUAACGAUUACACGUUUCACUAGUGUUACAACUAUCACUGUCCACUUGGCACAAGUCUAGAUAAAUCUUAUUUUCUAAUUUUCUUCUAAGCUCUGAAGAUAUGUCACUUCUCUCACUUAGGGAUUUAAUUAUUUCCAAGAAUGCUUCCCAUAUUUUACCUUAGAAAAUCUUUUUAAGUCUGCAGUUGUAAGAUUAUAGGACACGGACUUUCACAAUUUGCACAGAAUUUCUUGGAUAACUGUUCUGCAAACAGCACCAUGCAGAAUUAGUUUUAUAUGUUAUUUUCCACCAUCCUGAUAUUCUCACUGCUGCCUCCAUUUUCCUUUAAUUUACAAGCUUCACAUACUCGAAACUUAAAACCUCAUUACAGUGUCGCGGUAACUUUAAUUUCUUUCUAGGUCUUUCAUCUAGUCCAAUAUUUUGUGGUCGACGUAGGAGAAUUGGACUCAACGACAACUGACUAUUCAGAAAGGAUUUUUGCCGGUUCUCUCACAGUAAAAGCUGUGAAAAAAAUGUCAGGGACAUGGCGCCCAUAUGAAAAUGUGUGGGCGAACUUUCAUCUGAUGUACUCGGCUAAACUUUAAAUCUACAGAUGAAUAGGAACCAGCAGUGAAACUUAUGUCUUAUAAUUCCACUUUGAUAAAAAAAGUCAAAAGAAAAUUGUAAAACAUUUACAAACUAACUUCAAGUGACUUUCGCUUACUCUUGGUAUAGUUUAAGUUCGGAUCCAGGAGUAUCGGCGCUUGUUUUUUCUACAGUAUAUAAAGCCGUCGUAGUCAUGCUUGUUCGACUUUCAGUUCUUGAUUUGUGUUUCUUACAAAAUGCGUGAUUCAGAGCUUCCCUGAAAUCCUUUUUUCCAAGGACGUAUAACAGUGGGUUGGACAGGGAUGUAAAGAAGCGAGUGUAGUGAUAGAAGACAUACGAUGCCCAAGCAGGUAAGUCGGCUUCAUGUGCUAGCUGCUCUUGAAGGCUCAAGAUAAAAUAUGGAAGCCAGCAUACAACGAACACGAUCAACAUCGUUAAAAAGACGGUGGCUGUUUUGCGCUGAGCGCUAUUUUGCGCGGGCGUCAACUCAGUAUCUGAGGGACUGUGAUAUCUUCUUAUCUGCCGCUCGUGGUACCGGACUCUUUUAAAAAUGUGCGCAUAGGUGAAGACCAUUACAAGGAGGGGAACCACGAAAAAUAUAACAACAACUGUCAGGUCGUAUGCUAUCUGCGCUUUAUUUACCUCAUCUGUGUCAUCUUCGUUCAUGCUAGCAUUUUGCCGCCAUGAUAGUUGAAUAAGGGUCACAAAUGUGGCCGAGGUCCACGCCAGGGUUGUGAGCGCAAAGAACACUUUUCGUGUCAUGAUGCAGUGGUAUCUUAUGGCGUGUCUUAUAGCAAUGUAGCGAUCCACAGAGACAAGGACAAUAUGUAGAACUGUGGACACUGAGAUAAAUCGCCAUAUUAACACAGAAGGCGGACAAACGUUGUUGUCUCUGAAGAUGGUACAGGUGAUGGCGAGCGGAAUGCCAACUAGACCUGCCAAUAAGUCACUUACAGCUAGACUGACAAGAAACGAGUUAGUGACAGUUCUAAGAGAGCGGUUGCGAAUAAACAUUACAAUGACCAUCACGUUUAUGAUGACGAUGAAGCACGCCAGUGCGACUGGAAAUGUGUCGAAUUCCAAGCUGAAUUCUUCCAUGUCUUUUUCGUCUCCCGAAAGUUCACCGCUUCCGAACGAGCCUUCAUCGGCGGUGAAGUCUUGCUCUCCCAUCAAUUUUGUCCUGUUUCCCAUGAGUACGACUUCAGUUGACGUGAAAAAAAAGGUUGACUGACACCCAGUUUGCUGCCAGCUGAUGUUGUUUGCGCUUUCUAAGAUAAACGCCGAUCCGAUAGUGAUAAAAUCUUUAAGAGCGUCUUGCAGCCCAAAGCAUGAAGUCGCUAGAAGCUUUUCAAUGCAAAUUGUUCUUUUUUGAGUUCACCCGAUGUUGUUUCCCGAAGAGAUGACAGUGAUGUCUCCCCGGUGUCUCGCUGUGAAGAGAAAUCAUUACAAACUUAAUGAAAACAAUUUAAAAAAAUUCCGGGAAAAAGGUAACACAGAGUGAAAAAUGUGUGUCUUUCUUACGCUACAGCUUGUUCGGUUACACGAGAUUUCUCUGUUGAGGCGUAUGUUAAGCUGCAAUUCUAGUAGCGUUAUAUAUAAGUCUUCCUCAACAAGAUUGAAUUGGUCAGUGCGUGUGUGUGUUAGGCGUCUAUCUGUAACUGAUACGAAGUAGAGAGGUUUUUGUCAUAAUUAUUGUCGGAAAAGAGCCCGUGGCUAUUUUUUCUUGACAGGUUGAUUGCUUCUUUGACAUUGUCUCAUCAUGUUGGGUAGUAAAAGCCAUAAUGUGUUGAGUUCCAAAUAUCAACUUCUAUUUCCUAACAGUUGUUUUUGGUGCUUUCGUGAUCGAAAUCGCCUACACAGCAAACAAAUGCUCGUUUUCGCCACAAAAGGCUUCUUCAGUAAUUUAAUCCUAGUCUUCAUGUGUUGUAUUAACUCGUAAUUAGACUUUCAUAAGUAAGGUGUAUUACGAGUAUGUCCCAGUUGGCCUUGGCGUUCGCUAUUAACGAUGAAGUAAGAACUCUUCACUUACUUUACGUCAAGUCCAAUAUACGAUAACAUUUUGUCCUUCUUUCGCCGCAUUAUCCUCCUCUUGUUUUAAGAGAAGUCAAUUGCAUUUGGUGAUGCAUUUUAUUCCCGUUAAUUGGGUUUUAGCAGUUGACCUUCGCGUCGAAAUUCCCUGAAGAGUAUCCUAUAUCAAGUACUGCAUUCAUUUCCUUUCCAUGGUUUCUCCGAUCAUCUAAUCUGCUUAAGUAGCUCAUUUCUUGUUGAUAUGUCCACAUUGGUUCACUAACCUUUUUAAUGAAUUAGUCUCUGUGGCCAAAGUGAAAGACGCGAUGCCAGUUCAGAUUUCAGAUACCAUACUGAACAGAUUUUAGCUGACGAAAUCAUGACACGCGCAUUUCUCAAAAAGAAUUGUAAAAAAUAAGUAUGAAAUGUACAUGCGCCAAAGAAAAUCGAUUAUGCGGAAGAUAUUAUCAGUUAAAUGUAGAAUGAUAAACAAUAGAUUUUACAGGUCGCAAAUUCACUUUGCUCCGAUUAAAAUUCAGUUUUGUCGGUAGAAUUGUUUUCUGUCGUUAGCUCUUUAGUAGCAGCUGAUAAGAACCUGUCGAGAUAAGUAUGGGCAAAUGUGUUGCUAAUUGAACAUCCGUAAGUCCGCUCUUGAGCCUAAAGCUGUUUAAUAAGCCAGUGGGUUUAGCAAUAUAGAGUUGUCUUGCCGUGCCUUGCUGCGCGAUCGUCAUUUAAAAGCUUUUGAAUUAUCGUGAACUAAAAGCUGUAAUUAUUUGGGAUUUGGUUUUGUUUGAGAGGUUACUAUAUCAAAUGGGUAGAAUCUUGCCGUAAUUAUUAAAACUAUCCAGUCCAAAACGAUUCAUCAUUGCAAAAUAAACACUACAUUUCGGGAAAGGUCUUACGUGAAUGUUAAUAGUCUUGAGGUGGAUUUCCACUGUCGCGUAAUUUUAACGUGCGUAAGCGCGUAAAAUUAACGUGCAUAAAUAAAAUAGAGAAAAUGUAUGAAAGGUCGCGCGCAAACGUGUAAGUUUGGCGUGGUCAGUUCAACUCUUACGUUCACAUGCGACCUUUCAUACAUUAGUUCCUCUAAAAAAAAUUACGCGAGAGUGGUAAUCCGUCCUUACUAUGAAAAAAAAUCUAAAUACUUACAAAUAAGAUACGAUCAUGCAUCUUUGCAGCACCAAAACACUAUUUAGACAUGUACCACAAAGUUGUUCUGAUCAAUCAAUCUUAUUUGGAAUUUUAUCGACCCACUAACCUUUUGUAGGUAUUUUGGUUUGUAAUCACUCGAAUACAUCAAAAAAGACAUUUUGAAACAAAAGUAAUUCAUUUGUUGUUUGAGACCCGUAGCGCAACAGUUUUCGGAUUUGAACGUCAACUAUUUUUAGGGAUUACAGUGACAAUAUAUUUCGAGAUAUGUACAAAUGAACUUGUUGUUGUAACACAACUAACCUGCGCACCAGGCUCCUCUAAGUGAUAUGGGCGCAAGAUUGGAAAAGAUGAGCGAUUCCUUUUCGAGUCGAACGCGUUCCGUUCCGUGCGGAAAUUUUCUGUCAUUAUGUCGCUUAGUGUAGUACUGCAUUAAGAAAUUGUUUCUUGUUAAAAAAAAAAAAAACCCUCGUUAAUACGGCCGUCCCACCCCGUUAAUACGGCCAAUUUUUUUUGGCCCAUUGGUAACCGUAUUAACGGGGUUCCACUGUAUUUUAGGUUUUGUGUUACGCGGUUUUUUGUUUAGUUCUCUGUUGCCUUCAUAAUACAUACACCAUACAGCUAUUGAUAGGAUACGAGCGAGCGAUACGAACGACCAGUUCCACGCUUGUGAUUUGUCUGAAACAGGAGCCGAUUACUGUAAUCGGCUCCUGUCUGAAACAGCUGCUAGGCAGCGCCAGCAGUAGUGAAAGUGUACUGGUUGAUCUCUAAGACUUCCUGUCACGAAAGAGAAUUUUCUCUGCAUUUAAGAGCAGUCACAUAUUGCAGAUGGGUUGUUUUCUACGCACUGUGCAUAGCACUUCGUUAUUAAAAGUACAAAUGCUAACUUUGUAUCAUAUUUCAAAGCCUAGAUUAAAACUAAAAAGAAACUGUCUCUCUCACCCGGUUUCCUAGUAAAAAUAUCUUGCGCGCAUGUUCUGUUCAACAUUUUGCUUCGUGUUGUUAAUUAGUGUGAAAGUCGAACGACAAACUUUAUUUACCACUAGCAUCCUCUUAUACCAACGAGUGAAUUGAAAUUACAAAGUGAGCUGCGAUGAGACGGUAAAUGUAGAGAAAAAGUCUAUAAAAUUUUUUUCAUUGUUGUUAUUGUUGUUUCAUCAUGUAUUUUCCAUUCGUAUUAAGUAUAUAAACUCGGGCGAUUUUUUAAAAAAAUUUCAUUAUCCGUUUUCGUCGCCUCAUAAUGCUAUCCAUUUUUUCACAGUGUAAACCGUUAUAUUAUUAUUCCAGCACUUCGUAAAUGCGGGCAAAAAACGCUCUUGCAAAUAUACUAUAAACUGAACAGCCUGAUAAAUUUCAAUAAUUUCUCAGUCUUUCACGAGGUUCGUUAUAUGGUGUGCGUCGUUAUAUAAUUAUCACAAAGUUUGUUAUAUUCGGGACUGUAUUGUUAUCACUAAAUUCGUGUUUUCUCGAGAGGUUCGUUAUACUGGAAGGUUCGUUCGUUAUCGGGAGCUUGUUAUAUUGUGAUCACAAGAUUUCCUAUUUCUUGUAGGUUCAUUAUUUCGGGAGGUUCGUUAUACUGGACGGUUCGCGGUUCGUUAUCGGGGGGCUCGUCAUUAUUAUAACGAGAUACGUUUUUUUUAUAGGCUCGUUACAUCAGGAGGUUGUCUUUACCGUGAGAUUCCGCGUCAUAUCGAAAGAUUCGCUCAUGUUGUAUCCUCUUGGCUCGUUAAUUCAGGAGGUUCUUUAGAUCGGGAAGUUUGUUGUACCUGCGAAACUGAAUUUCUAAUUUCUAUUACUCCGUGACUUCCACAGUGCCCUGUAAUGUUACGUUUUUCAGUUUCUUGGUUUAUUAAAUGCUUGGAUAAUGUAUACGUGAGAUUUGCCAAGGUCUGUGUAUUGUUCUCUUGGGUGUUAUUAGAUUAACAACUUACGGCAAGGUACCUGAAAACAUGAAUCAUUUGGCUUGUUGUGUCUUACGAAAACACCAAUCUCAGUCUUAAAAUUUUUCCUAUCAUUUUCUGCAGUUCUUAUAAAUGUUUGUAAUUCUUAAUUUGUAUUUUUUUUUUUUAACUUAUUCUUAUUUAACUGUAGCGGGAUAUGUUCCCAGUUCUGUAACAUCCUCUUUCAAUGCCUGUGGUGGGACUACGUCAUAACCAAAACAGCAUAUUCAUUGCUCUGUUAGCUUCCUUAUCAAUAAGCACAACUUAGUUUGAAAACAGCGUGACCUUCUUCUGUCGUGGGAAGCAUUUUGCGUGGAUUUGUCGUGUUAUCCUGCCAAGAUCAAGUCCAAGUUGAAACGAAAGCAAUCGUUGGGAAGCCCUUGUGUCUUCCUUCCUCAUCUCGUUUUGUUUUGUCAAUUGACAAUCGAGCUGUUUUACAUAGUUUACAAGUUGGGCUGUGUUUUCGGAAAUCUCCUUAGUUUAUUUCAAUGUUUCCUUUAUGUUAGGAGACAAUAGCGCUCUGUUAAGAGAAAGGCCAAUGGAUUUUACAACAGAUUGAAGCAAGAAGGAUUAUAUGAACAAAACAAUGCGCUCAAAAAACGCUUCAGUAGCGUCUCCGCAUGAAAGAUAUACGUCCGAACCAAUGAAAAGCAAAAACUGCAAGGAAGUCGGAUAGAUGAGGUACUUACCAACAGGAAACAAGAAAAUUGUAUGGAGAGUGAAUGUUUCCAUAACUACAAUAACAUCUCAUGUAUUAACUCAAGUCUUCUCCGUACUCGUUUUAUGAUGUGAAAAAGUUUAUGAUAUUUGCUUAAGGAUGUGAGUAGUAUUGUUAUGGAAAUUUUUUUCUUCUUCAAGGACUCUUAUGGUUAUUUUAUGAAAUUGCUUUUUGUGUUUUGUUGGGAAAUAAUGUUAAGAUUAAUUUACGCUUUAGCGUGGAAAUCGUGUGAUGCACAAUAAGUCGCUGACAAGUAUAUGCAUGACCUUUUUUAAGUUUAGAUUAUAUCGCGCAAAAGGUUAAUGAAAAUCUGCGAGUACAUUUAUCUACCAAAAGGAAAAAACAGCUGUCUUUAAAAGAAUAAUAUAGUAGAUUUCUUGGCAGUUUUACAAAUAUUUAUUGUUAUGCUCCUCGCCAUAAUAUCUCACACCUUUAGAUUAAAAUCUUCGUAAUGAAAUCGCUGUUUUUUUGCAAAAAAAAAAGGUUUACUGAAAUUCUCUAUGCCUAGUGAAAAAUUAAAUGUACUAGAAUUUUGAUAAGAGACUAAGAAGUUUCAAGAGAACUCUGCAAAUGCUCUUCUUUAGUUUUCUUGUGCGUUUUUGUUCUUUGGAGAAUAAAGAAAAAGGCUUGGGAGGUCCUUGGCCGGUUUAUUUUCAUUCCUUUGGGGCUUGCCAUUAGGAUUUCUUUGUCCACGUCUCUUGCACAACGUUGCUCAGCCACACCAUGCUGACACCUUAAUUUCGGAUCUGUGUCCUACGGGUGCGAGUAGACCAAAAACUUGUAAUUUCUACAGACAGGUUUUUGCAGUGGCAUCCUUGGAACUUUGACUCCUUCCAGUGGAAAGAAACUUAAUCUUACUUUGGGUCUAACAUCCAGGCAAUUUAACGCUCUUACAAAAUAACUUUGGUUGAAUCAUCGUUGUUGAAUACUUGCAGAGAUCUUAUUGACGAAUGCAAAUGAUAAGUUAACCGAAAAAAAACCUUUGUGAAAUUGCUGUUUUAUUGCAAAUGAAGAUGUGUCCCUUCUCACUGUUCGUUGAUACAUACUAGUUUAACGAAAAAAUGCCUCUUUUAACGGCGAUAAAGUAUAUGCUUUAAGGUCAUGGUUGCCCUUUCGUUUCAUAAGAAUUAAAAUCAGAUUAAAAUUGCUGUAUUAGAAAAGCCGAGUACGAUUUUGGUUUUGUAAUUGUAUUUUAAGGCGAAACGAAAAGUCUGUAUGGCGUAGUUUUAAGUGUUUCAAGUUCUGUGAGUUUUAUCGCAGUGUUAUCGAAACAUCGCAAAUUUCCUAUUUCUAACAAAUGUUGACAUCCGGUGCUAAGUUUUAUUUUAUAACUUCUUAGGCCUGUUUCAGACGUCGUGCUACUGCCGUGCUAAGCUGGCUUGACUGUAGCUCGACUGCAGCAUGACACUAGCACCACUUAGUUUCAGACAUCGAAUUCAAUUCAGUCGAAUACAACGUCUCUUGCCGAAAACAAAACAAAACAAAAAAAGGAAAUGAUUUAGCAAACUUUUAAAUGUACUCCAAUGUAUUCAUAAUUUAUGAAUUGAGUUCGGCUCGGCAGUAGCGCGACGUUUGAGACCAAGUCGAGCUACUGCCGUGUUAAAGUAGAAUUUAAUUCGAUCAAUUUAGCUCGGCACGGCAGUAGCACCACGUUUGAAACGGGCCUUAGUUUCAGACGUGGAAUUUAUUUCAGUCGAAUAGAAUGGAACUUGCAGCCUUUGUCGACUUACCCGCACCAACCUGCACUUUUCUGGGUUUUUUUUUUUUUUUUUUUUUAAGCUUAGCAGCUGAGACGAUCUGGUCUGAAAAUGGUGAUCACUGUCGCCGUUAUGCGCCUUUUUCCCCGUCUGCAGUAUGUCUGUUUUUGUUGAAUGUGUACACUGAGGCUCGUUUAUUAAAAUCGUAAAAAGGCCGGAAUGAUUUUUACGUGCCGAAGUCUCCAAUAACGCACAAGAGUUUGGGAUGAAUUGUUGACAAAGCAGAGAACUCUCAUUAAUUUUCAUUGCGUUAUUUUUUGUCCUUUUGACGAAGUUUUUAGGAGCAAGCUCAGUUAGAAGUGGUUUAGGUCAGGGUGAAAUUUCCGAAAGCUACAGUGUACACCUGUUGUUGUUGUUCAUUUUUUAUGAUUUUGCUCUGAUCAUAUUGAUCGUACUUUUUUUCUCUAGCAAAUUACGACAAGAGUUCCAGUAUUGGUACCCAGUUGACCUGCGUGUGUCUGGGAAAGACCUGGUACCCAAUCACUUGACCUACUUCCUCUACAAUCACUGUGCUGUCUGGCCAAAUGAGAAAGACAAGUGAGUCUUAAAUACAAAUGAAUCAGCUAACUUCCGUUUGCAAACGCGCACGUACUUCCGUCUGUCGCUCCUCCAUGCCGAAAAGUAUUGAGAGGAAGGACAGCCAAUGCCUCCGUAGGGUAACAAAAGCCUUUUUCUUUUAGGAAAAAACCGUUUAGCCUCCAUUUAUCAAAUGCGGCUUUGUCUUCGCAGUUCGAAGAAUUAAGUGAGAAUUAUGAAGUUAAGUUCGGCAUUAAAUUGCUGGAGAUGAGCGGAUUUUACUCGACGAAAACAAGCGUUCAUUCGAACUUAUGUUUCGUACUCUUGAGUCGUCUAGUUGAAGUUUUCUUGUUUCUUCCGAUCUUCGGCAGCCAUUUUAUCGACAUAACUGGGCAACAACAAAUCAAAAAUCAUGACUUGAAUACCGGCGGUGCAGCUAGCGUGCGGGCAGUUAUGGUCUUCAAUUUUGUUUGGCUGGCUGUUAUAUUUUCCAGUUUUAGAUUAGUUGAGAGGGACCCACUAAAAUAUAUAAGUAGGACGCAAAAUUCGGCUAGUGCCCGGUGAAGUUCGUACAAUGAAACACUGAAGCUGUUUAGAAGCGUCUUUGACCGUGAAGUCGUCAGGAUUAAAACGGGUGCCACAUACGUAACUUUUUCAUUCGUCUGUGUAUUUGACGAAUUUAGGAGUGUUUAUUUAAAAUUACUUGUUUCAGCAAGCAUUAUUCAUCGAUGACUUGAUCAUAUAUUUCAUAAACACAAGACAUUUCUCCUUUUUUAUCACCCAAAGGUGGCCACGAGGUGUCAGAGCUAAUGGACACUUGCUGCUUAACUCUGAAAAGGUAACCAUGGCAACAUAAUUUUACGAGCUUAGGCCCGGUUCGGACGCCGAACUUUUCAUGAGCCGAACGUAAUACAUUGAAUUAAGUACUUGAAAAGUUCGGCGUUUGAAUCCGUUAGGAACGCCUGAAACAAUUUGGAGCGGCACAGCCGUUCUUCCCACCUAGCCCGUCCGGGAAUUUGCACAUUGGAUCCACUUUGGAACGGCUUGGAUUCAGACGCCGAACUAGUCAUGUACCGAACCUAAUGCAUUAUUAUAACGCAUUUUGUAAGCAGUUUGACGAAAUGAGCAUUUUUCUCCUUAAUUAAGUUAUACGGCGUCUGAAUCAAUUCAGCCUGUCUAAAUAAUUUGGUUCGACCUUAAUUCGAAUCAGGUUCGGUUCAUGAAAAGUUCGGCGUUUGAACCGGGCCUUGGAUCGUGCACUUUAGGAUCAAAACGUUUUCGGUUUGUGGAGUUUAGUUGUUUUUGUAUCAUAUUGUGGGAAUUAUUACACUGUCACGUUUGGGGUCGAUACUCGUUUUCUGCCCUUUAUUCAUUGAGCCUUCUUUGAAAAAAAAGUACAUUCUAGGAGUUUCAAUUUGAAAGUAAGUGCUGGCGUCAGAGUUGGAAGACAAUAUGGAGAAUACAGUUUGAAAAUAAAUAAAGCGAAGAAAAUGAAAAUGACCCCAGGGUAGGUAAGCCUUUUUAAGACUUUUAAAAGAAAAAUAUGUGUACUUAUUUCCGUGUAAUUGUGUUCCCUUCGAGGAAAUUUCUAGAGUGCAAGCUGAUAAUAGACGAGGCCUGAGAUGUUAGUAAUUGCUUGUUAACAUUUUUUUAGACUUCUUUAUUUGCCUAUGGAAAUAAUUUCCUCGAGGUUACAAACGGUUAAGUAAUGAAUUCCGAGAAAGACGAGAUAUUUUUACGUAUUUGGCUGCUUUACUAUGUCAACAAUUUUUGCCGAUUCGCGAAUGGAGGUACGAGGAUAUCGACGCACGGAUAUUAACGGGUUUAAUGUGGUACUCGAGAAGUUUUCUUUUGACUAAGGGCCUGUUUACAUGGAGGCGGGGGACCCCAGUUAGGUGGGGUAAGCCGCCUGUCCAUAUAAGAGGGUGUGAAUGGGGUUAACCGACUAGCGACAAAGGGCAAAAAAUAUUACCGACUACCGACAAAACGCGAAAAAAAUUACCGACUACCGACAGGAAAAUUAUUAACCGACUACCGACAUGGACCGACAUUAUCUAUAUUUUUUUCAGAAAGAAGAGUAUAUUGUAUUUUUCCUACCUUUCUAGGAAGUAACCCAAGAUACCACGUCACAAGUCUUUUUACAAGUCAGUACCACAAAACGAGGAUAUUGAAAUCGGUUUGCAGAGCGUACGCCAAAAAUUUCUACAACCCGCCUAGUCCUAAACAUUAUAUGCGACAAAUGCUUAAAAAUCAAAUCCUCAAAAUUCUUUCCCGUUCAAUGGAAAGCUCUACCUCCAAACCCACCGUACCGCGAUGGGCACAAAGACAGCAGUUUCCUCUGCCAACAUUUUCAUGUCAUAUAUUGAAACACAAAGUCUAACCAGCUAAACCGUCUUUAAACCAGACAUCGUAACUUUGUUCAAAGAAGCAAACUUGCAUGAUCCUACUAUUAAAUUCACCGCCGAAAUUCACUGAGAAAUUGUUUUUAGACACGGUUGUAUACAAAGGCACAAGAUUAAACGAAAAAGUUAUCCUUGAUGUAAAGACUACGGAAACCUUCCAGCACACAUUUUGCGGCUUGUCACCCACCGAUUUGUCAAAAGAGUUUGAGGAAAGUGUUUCAAAAUUCAAAAGAACGCUUGAUGGUUGAUGAUGUACAGAGGCUACCAACACAAUUUGAAAGACAAAUUGCAAUCAGAAAUAAUUGAAACUCACAGAAAUCCGAAGUCCGCGCUCCUGAAAAAAAACCGAGCAAGGAAGGAAAAGAAAUGUUGCCUUUCAUGACACAAUAGGGAACUUAAGAACCACGACGAAGUUCACGACGACGACGUCUGUUGACUGGGAAAAGACUGGAACGAGGACGUCAGUUUCGGCAGGAAAAAGGAAACUUAAGAUGCGAUCGGUCGGUAGGUCGACGACGACGACACUGAAUGUAAACACAAAUGUAAAACUGUGAUGUGCGUUCGCAACAAAGUUUUUCGCAAUGGCGCCUUUUAAAACAAUGCGAGGUCUAAUUUUUAAGCCGUACGUCUAAUUUCAUUGACGAUGGAGAAUUUUUUGUGUUGUCCGACUUUUUGGAGUGGAAAAAACACCAGCUUUCCGCACAAAGAUUAUUCAACUUUCAACCUGAAUGAGGUGACCGAGUCCGAGUGUCUGUCAGAGUUUAGAUUUGGAAAAAGAGACAUUCUGAUGUGAUAGCUGUUUUCAAUAUAAAGUUUAUUUCCUCUAUAUUAAAGAUAUAUGAUUUGCCUUACCUAAAUACGUACAAAUAAAUUUCUCACUUACGAGUUCGCUCGCUCGGCCUCCACAGCUGUUGUCAUUCUUCGCAGUAAAAACAAUUCAUUAUAGUAUACUUUUAGUCUUCAUAGCCAAUAACAUCACGGCUUAACUGACAGACGACCAAUAACGUCGCGACGUAAUUGACCAAUCAGAUCAAUAACCAGAGUAUAAUAAUAUCAACUGACGUAAUACAACUCACUUUGACUCUGAAGAUGACUACCGCACAGGUUGUCGAAACGUCAGUCACUGUCAACAACAACAGUCCUAUUCAGGACUACGUUCACCCGGACGAUCAAACUCAACCUACUUUUGAAAUGACUCCUGGGUUCAAACCUUUCACAGUACACUUUUAGUCGAAUUUUCAAUCAACAUCGCUUGUUACGAGAAAAAAGCAACGAUACCUGGAUUUACGAGGAUAAGAAAAAACAAAGGACUUCAAAAAUCGCUUAAACAGUGGAUUUAUGCACCUAUGUAAAGCCGGCGGGGAGGGGAGCGGGGGGGAGGCAGGGUAUGGGGUAGGGAUUUGCUUGUCUUUGUUGGCCCUGGGGUAGGACAUUUGACUGAUCUUGUUCUCCCAGGGGAGGGGAUAUUUGAAUCUUUCUUCGCCCGACGUGGAGAUAUUUGACUGCCGACUUGGGCGAAAAAGACUGCGACGGAACAUCUGUUUCCCACUUCCACGCUUCACGCAUGCGCCGCACGGUUUGAAAAGAUCAGGAAGUCAUGGAUGCCAAUGAGAACAAGCGAAGGCUGAGUGAAUUUCACUGUUUUGUCUUCAAAUUUCGUUUGUUUUAGCGUGAUUUUGAUCAAUUGAACCUCUUAAAAUACUGUGGAAUCAAAAUAAACGAAAGUAAAGAGAACCCAAGUCGAUUUUUUCAAGUACAAUUGAUUAGUGUAUGGCUCAUUCGCUACAAUCAGUGUAAACUUACGAAACUGACGUUUUUUGUACCCUUUACUAAGAACGGUAUAUUUAAACUUACAAAAUGUGGACUUUCUCCUAAAGGUUUAUGUAUUGUACGCAGUGUAAAACCAAUUAUGGUUAAAACGUAUAAUUGCAGCUGUCACAGGAACAUGUAUCUUUGGUGAUGCAGCAACGUUUAUAGAAGAUUGCCGAGUGUUAUUUGGAGAUAUUUUUAUUGUGCCUUUCUUGGGUUCUGCCUUGGGAUUGACAGCAAUGUGCAGCCUAGGGUGGGGAAAUUUGGUUGCAUUUGACUGGAAUGACUUGCCCGUGGGCAGGGAAUUUGAUUGCAAAUUUUUGAAAAAAGUCAAAUCUCCACCCUACGCUCUGCCUCCCUCCCCGUCGGCAUUACAUUGAUAAGUGCAUUAUACCUGCUGAAGCUUGUGGAUUGCAGGACGACGUGAUUGUACUUUGUUUGGCGUCGUCGACGACACCAUGACGACGAAAUUUACUGGUCGCGCUUGCGCAGUACACUGUAACUCUCUUCUGGUCGUAAAAGAAGCUUUAAUGGAAAAGUGGAAUCUCAUACAAAAACAAACCGCUACUUUGCUAAUCUUUUUAAAGAACCACCCCUUAUUUCCUGAAAGAAAGGAAAACCAUGGCAAAGAACAUGCUUAUUAGAGCCAAAAUAUUAAAGGUCUUUCACGCCGGUAUAGAUGUGCAACCUGUCACCCCUUGCAGUUUUUCACCAAAAAUAAUUUACGUAUCCAAAAGGUUAGACUGGGUGUUUCCCUCUGUGUCCAAUCAACCUCUCUUCAUUACUUUUUAUAGUGCCCUGUGAUCAACAGGGAAACCAAGUUCGCAUUUGCAAUAAACGCUUUGGUGAAAUACACUAUCAUGUUGCAUAAUGAAGUUUAAGUUCAAUGAAAUGAUGCAUUUUUACAAGUUUUACAUGUUUUAUAGGGAUCAAAGUCUUGAAACUGAUUGAAACACAUAACAAAUAUUAAUAAUUAACAUGCAUUUUUACUUAUUAACUGAGAUUAACCCACAACCGACAAAGAUCGAAAUUUUUAACCGACUACCGACAAAGUAACUAAAUUUUAACCGACAACCGACAAGUGGACCCCCCCAUUCAGACUCUCAUAUAAUCUCUUAUUUUAAUUUGAUCACGUUUACAUGUUAGGUGGAGUAACCAUAUGAGAGAUUGUAUGGACAUGAGGGUUACCCCACCCGAGCGGGUUACCUCACCUACCUGGGGUUCCCCAACUCCAUGCAAACAGGCCCUUUAAAAACAAUUGGACCCGACGGUAGCCUGCAUAGCAGGCGCUUGCCAAAGCGACAGUCAAAUAAUUUUACAGUUGAAUGGUUAGCCAAGGGUUAGCUUCAAAGAGCGAUACACAUGUUGAAUCCAUAUGGUUCCAACCUUGUCUUUCGCCUCAAAGGACCAAUGUGACUCGUGGCCAAAUUAUCACCUGAAUCAUUUACCUCAACGGGGCAGAGAUUUUGACACAACGAUCAAAUUUAACGCCUCAACGGGCGAAGAAUACUGUGAUGAUUGGAUUAUUAAUUGCGUGUGGUUAGAAGUCGCUUUAGACGCAAAGCUGGUUUGCGUUUGCUUCGCACCUUUUCUCUCUUUUCUCCCAAGACCAGCAAGCUAGAGUGGACAGUUUGCUGCGAACAGAAGAAUUUUUGCCUGUCACAUCACUUCUACUGAAUGCACAGAGAAGGGGGAUUUGAUCGAUAUCUUCGCACCUCAACUUAUUCGCGGAUCGGCAAAUGGAGCAGCCAAACAGAUCAUGACACAUGAAUCUCUCAUCUUCUUAAAACGCUCUCGAUCGAGACCUUGAUGAAUACUUCCACAAGCAAAUAAAGACAUCUAAAAAAUAAAAAAGCAAUCACUAAACGCUCACCUCAUUUAUAACCUGCUUGCACUCUGGAAAUUUACUCGAAAUCUCUCGAUCUCCUCCACGUGCGUUUUACGUGACGUCAUCGCACUGGAGUGAAUACCCCGGAUAAUAAGAAAACCAAUCGACUCACAGCGCAUGCUUCUGAUCUUACAUCCGACAAAGUUUGGCUUUUUCCCGCUAUUGUAGAGAAUAUUGUGCUGGGUCGCAUAAGGCUCGCCAGCAAUUUAUUUUUCUCACACCCAAAUAGUUUACAUGGUACUACAGUACUGUUAGUAUAGGUAAUAGCAUGAUUAGUAGUGAUAUUUUGCAUAAAUACCACGAGUGAUAUUUCAAAAUUGUUAUAGUGAAAUUUGAGACAAUUUUGAAAUAUCACGAGUGUUAGGUAUGCCAAAUAUCACGUGCAAAUCAUGCUAUUAUUUGUUUAUACUUCUACCCGCAAGAUGUUUGUAAUUUCCACAUGUAGGUAUUUCAAAUUAAGCUGAAAUACCACUGCUCUAAGCCAAUCAGUUUGCAGAAAUUUCUCAUGUAGUAGUAUAACUUGUGGUAAUCAAGGUUCGCACAGUCUUGAAAAGUCCUUAAAUUUCUAAUGAAAAGUCCUCAAAUUUUCUUCGACUUUUAAGCUGGAAAGUGUUUUUCAAUGCUUUUUGGUUGCUCUAGACAGAAUAUAAAUCAUAGCUCAGAGAAGUUAAAGGUGAUUUACGUCAAGUUAAUACAAGUGAACUGAAAAAUGGUGGAGCAAAUAGUUCAAGCCUUAAAUUCCUGUUAGAAUGGACUGGGAAUGUGCAUACAUUUUUGUACAAUCUGUGACACUACAUUCCUGGUAGGUGGUCCGUGAAAAGUCCUUAAAAAAUGAUUCCAAUUUUUUCUUUAUGAACAGUGGUAACAUAAAAUGUAAAACGCGUUCAGGUCAUGUGAGUUUGUAUGAUGAACUGUGGGUGGAAGCACAAGAGUGGUCUUAUGGAGAACGCAUUUUCAGUUACUGAGUAUAAGAUUUGUUCUGUUAUUUUAGAUGUCGAAAUCGACGGGGAAUUUCCUCACCCUUCGACAAGCAAUUGACAAGUUCUCCGCUGAUGGUAAGUUAAUAGUUCUUGAAAGAAUGAGCAGUUUUAAAUGAUUUUUAAGUGAUUCUCUGGCCAGUCACAAGCAAGAAAAGACAAUGCAGCGGACCACUCAAGAAGAGAAUGUAGCCGUUUUGAAGCGGAGAAAAACGGUUGCAGUGAGCAAGAAACCUCUGCUUGUUUAUUAGUGGGAUGUUUAGGCCAUCGGUAAUUGUUUUUAACAAGGUCCAGCAGCAUUUUCUUGCUAGUUUUCACAGUGAAUUUGUGGAAUGUUAGUCAGAAUUUAUUGUUUUUGUAAUUUUUCUUUUUUCGGUUCUGUUAGGUAUGCGUUUAGCCCUAGCCGAUGCUGGUGACACUAUGGAAGACGCCAACUUUGUUGAAAAGAUGGCUGAUGCUGGAAUUCUGCGUCUUUUCACCUUCCUUGAAUGGACAAAGGUUAGAAUUAUAAAGGUCCUCGGUUAAUUGGUGAAUACACUAUUUAUUUGUUUUCACUCCGGGGGUUUUACUUCAGCAUUGCGACUUUGCGAAGAGACCUUCGGAUUUAGUACUUGUAGCAGUAAAUGAUCAAGUGCCACAGUUACCGUACGUGUCAUCAUCAAUGUCCCCUCAUCGUAAUCGUCAUCAUCAUCAUAAUCAGGUCCAGUCUUUUUCGGGAAUGUUUGGUGACGACCUUUCAGGAUGGUCGAAGUAACCUGCUCGCGCUCAUUUUAAAUGGCCUUUCCUGUAGACAGGAUGAUCGACCCGAUAAAUCUUAACCAAGCUUCGUGUCCCCAAUUAGUAGAGAGGUAUUACCCUAGGCUAGCUAGUUUGACACAUGAAUAAAGUUUGUGAUUGAUUGACUGAUUGAUCGUUCUCGUUUCACGUUUACUGCGCAACGCAACGCAUUCGCUUUCGUUAUCUUGUACAUUUGACCUAACUUGUACUGCUUUUGUCAAAAACAAGGAGAUGCUUUCUUCCAAAGAUACUCUUCGCACUGGAACAACAGACUGUUUUGAUGAUCGUGUGUUUGAAAGGUGCGUAAGGAAGCAUGCCGUCAUAGCUGAGUAUCUCUUUUCUAUAUUAUAUAAGAGGAUUGGAAAGGAGAAGAUCUUUAAUACAAUAAAAUCGCCGAUCAUUUUGAAUCGUAAUUCUUAAUUAAUGUUGUUGUUGCUCGAAGUGUCUAUGUAUCUAUAAGUAGAAUCUGUUCAUCAGUAGAAGGCCUAAAACGUGUGCAAUUCCACAAUUGGUUUCGGCUCCAUUAAAUCCUACUAAAGCAAUUGUUAACUACUUCCAGUCCUCGGGAACCUUAAUUACUGAGUUUGUUAGCUGUUCUUUUAAUUACUGCCCAUUUAUUUUCUCGGGUUAUCUGAGCUGAGCUUAUUUUGUACCAGAAAACGACAAUGUUUAUCCCAAAGUACCAUAGAACCAUACGAAACCUUCACCUGAGAUUUUUCUCUUUCCUUGUUGAGGGCCCAAACUAUUUUCGUACUAGGACAAACGAUCAAGUGGCUAUUAAUGUUAUAGUUCAUUAAACAGUUGUUUCUGUUUGUUGUAAAGUGCUUCAGGGCGAUUUAACUCCUUUUAAGCUAUUGAUCUUAGUGUCUGGUGUCUGUUUAAAGACUUGAGCCUUUCUGUGUUAUCUCUACAGUUCCAUUAACAAAGCAAUCGAAGAGACAGAUAUCAACUAUAAGAGCAUGAUGUACCGAGAGGCGCUAAAGACAGGCUUCUACGAACUACAGGCCGCCAGGGACCGAUACAGAGAGGGCUGUAUGUCGGGCAUGCAUAAGGAGCUUGUCUUUAGAUUCAUUGAGGUAAGGUCCCCUGCAGUCUUGUGAGAAAUUAUCAAUCUUGGACUUGUCUCAGCCGCUCACGUUCAACGAGGGAGACCGUAUUUCCUAAAUACUCUCGGGAAAUUGAGGUACACUUCGAAUACAUUUCGUGUUGAAAAAACAUUCAGAAAUUACUGUGGAGGCCACAAGUUUGUGGACUUAGCAUAGGUUGCUCAAGAGUACUCCAAUGACUGAGGGGAAGUUGUGAAGAGUCCUUCAGUAAAUAGCUUAGACAUCUGAUUUCGUAAGUUGUCUUGUGUUGAUUUCCUAACCUGUUUUCUCCGUAAAUUUCGGUUAAAGAACGUUUGUAGGCGCAUGCAUACCUUUUUUUUUCUACGAGGACGACCAGGUGCAUGCUUUCAUUGGUAUAUUAGCGUCAUACCUAGGUAUACGUUGUUUCGACAAUCAGACGUCGAAGACGUUUUAACAGAAUUGGGCUCCCUAUUCCUUUUUGAGGACUGUAUCUAGCAGUAACUCUUAAGUUUUUCCUUGUUCCCUUCUGGUUGAUCUCGCCGGAUUGGUUGCAUAUAAUAAUCGCAUUUCAGCCUGUCUCCUGAAGAGCUCUGAAUGGAUACACACCUGAUAGAAAGCGAGAAGUUUGGUAGGACCCUAGUCACUGUAUUAUCAGGAACCAACCCGGGCAAAACCUUGAUAGAUGCAAUACUAACAAGGGUUUCAUAGUUAUCGUCCAUGAUCACAGCGAUCCAUCAUGAUGUUUAGUUUAUUCCUUUCCAAUGCAGUGAGAUCCUUGUUAUGGUAAUUUUAGGUACAAACUCUGUUGCUUUGCCCAAUCUGUCCUCACCUCGCUGAGCACCUUUGGGAGCUUAUCGGAAAGGUACGUCAUAUAAUUUGUCUUCUUGUAUACUUCCUAGCAAUCCUUUGAACUGACAGUUGGAACCAGUGAUUUCUUUUUGUUAAAACAGUUGGUGGACAUGAGCAAAUAGAUAUGGACUUAAAACAGAUUGUACGCUACUUGAAUAGGAAACGGAUUAACACUUCACUAGCCUGUUCCAGGCGUUCUGAUGGUGUUCAGCGGGCGAAAAAUUGAGGACACAAAAAACAAGGGAAGACCCAGUACCCCUCUCUUUUUCCCCUCGUUUUGCCCGUGUACGAUUUAACUCGCUCCCCACCAUCUGAACGCCUGGAACAGGCUAACACUUCACGGACUAUUACGUAAGAAAAUGUGAAUUUUUAAAUGGUGUUCUUCGCAUGGCUUACUGAAGGAGGUAUAGGGAAGAUUCCAAGAGUUGCAGCUCAGAUGACAAACGCUUUUAACGUACGUUGCUGUUUGUUUUAGAGCGGAAGUAUCAUGGACGCGUCGUGGCCGGUAGCAGGCAAGAUUGAUCAGCCAUUAUUGAAGUCAGCUGAUUACUUGGCCGCUCGUGCGCACGAUUUUCGUGUUAGAAUCAAAGCUAUGAUGAACCCCAAAGGAAAGAAGGUAAACACUGUCAACUAUAGUCAUACCGCCAAUCAAUAAUCUAAUAAACCCUUACUGGCGACCCCUCAAGGAAGGUCACGCAACGCUAACACGUGACAAGGGUGAGCAUUGUAAACUAUCAACCUGGUUCCCAGGGUUCUCUCCGACCCGUCACUCCCCAGGGAUGGGUAGGUGAGAACCCUGGGAGCGAAGUUGGUGAACUAUUUUUCAGGAAGUUUUUUGAUUCAUUAAUGUCGGCAAGAAGGUUCAGCUGUCAGUCGAACUGAAAAUCCAGUGGUACUGGUUAUGCUCUGUACUGUGAUCUGCUUUUUGGACGUGGAUCCUCUGAUCAGAUUUCUAAGUAGCAGAGCUCCGAUUUCUCUUCGCACGCGUGAACAAGAGGCAUGAAGUGGUCUUUCUGCAAUACCAAGUGGUCUUUUUCCAGUCAUCAACAAUAACGCACGCAACUCGCAAAUGACAUGCACCUUUUCUAAGACAUUGUCUGAUCAUUUUGAUUCAGGCUAAAUUCUUCCCAGAGAAAAGACAACAAUAAAGUCACAUUGUGGUGGUGAAUUUCUGUCAUGAGUUUUGAUGCAGUUUUUUAUUGCGAAUUUUCCUUCAGAAAGAUGCAUCCCCGCCUGCCAAACCAACCCACGGAAUCAUCUAUGUUGCCAGUUCGUAUCCCCCGUGGCAGCACGCUACACUAAAUACCCUCAAAGAUAUGUACAAUCAAUUAGGUGGGAACUUCCCGGACAACAGGGACAUCAUGAACCGCAUGAAAGAAAUACCGGAAGUCAAAAGUGCCAUGAAGAAGCUCAUGCCGUUUGUACAGCACGUCAAGGUACGGUGAUUGCGGCGAAAAUAAAUGCUUGCUAUAUUUUAAUACAUAAAUUGACAAUAACUACGGUUUCUCUCUGUAUUUUCCCGUUAAAAUUUGCAAAAUAAUACCCAACCCCCGCCUUCAUAAAGAACUUCAAAAGAACGCUUGAAAAAAGCUUGGAGCUGAGAUGUCAAGUUGAACGUUAUCUUACCUUGGUUAGCAGUAUUUUAACACGGUCGAUUUCAUCUUUUGAGUAAUUCGAAUCACCUUUUAUGGCAAACAGCAAACCGCUCGUCAAUUGAUUCCAUGUGACCAAGUUUCCCCUUAACCUGUCGUUUACUGUUAAUUAUAUCUACCAAAGAAAUUGGUAGUUUCACGCCAGUUUCAUCCAUAAGGAUUUUUUAUUUUCUAUUUUUGAGACAUCGUUAACUCGAACUCGUCAGCUGUAUUCGUGCGUUUGGAGACUAAUGGGUCUUCCUCCUGGUUUAGCACGUUUAAUUUAAAACUUCUUCGUUUAUUAUAGGCAUUUGCGUUAUCCUUCGGGUUAUGUUGUGUCAUCCAGCUGAAUUCAUUUUCUCCACAGUAAUGGUGAGGCUAGUUGAUAUGAUGUUGAUGUAUGAUUUUAUUUUUGUCAGGAAUGUGUGGAGCUUGAUGGUCCAUCAGCCCUGGAGACUACUCUACCCUUUGAUGAAAGACAAGUGCUGGAAGAAAACAGGGCUUACCUUUGCAAAGCUUUAGAAGUAUGUGUUGAGUUGGUUAAGGGAUCAUUCUGGUUCAAUCAGUUCUGUUUUUGGUGUUUUUCCAUAAUUUAAAACGUAACGCUUCCCCCACUCCCCAAUAUUCUUUAUUUAAAGGAGCUGUGUCACGAAAUUCAGCCAAAUUAGGAAAUUACAAAACACCCGUUAAAUUAAGAGAAAAAUAAAAAUAACCGCUUAAAACUUUAAAGGAAGGCUGAAAUACCAUAACAGAAACAACAGAUGCCACGGACUGGCAAAACUGAAGAAGAUUGAAACGGAUUGAAAUUAGGGUUUUUGAAAAUUGUUCAGCCUAAAAGUUUUUCAAAGUUGAUCCCUGCUGCUUGCAACUUCAAAAAUAAUGCUCAGGAGACAUAUUUGUUUGUCUCGGAUCUCUGAUUUUGUCAUUUUAUUUUACAUGUAUUACUAAUUUCUUUGCUUACUUUAAGUUCCAUAGUGACUGUGGGCGAGUAAUUGGCAAAAUUAAACAAAAUGAACUGGACUGCCGUGACACAGCCCCUUUAAACCUUUCUUUUAUCAACAAAGAAUUCUCAAAAAUUGAUUGUGCCAAGAACUUAACCUAAUGGAAGCAUUUUCAUAUCGAAUGAAUUCUGGACAAGGAAGCUUCUCUAAUAUAUCUGCAGAAACAAGACAUUUGACCGUAAUAUCCUUUAAGUCUUAAGUAAAAAUUGUGGUACUGUCUAUUAAGUUGUACAUGGUGACAUGGUGUUUGUAACUUUGUUGUCUGUGGAUGAAAUCUUUCAAUGCGAUCUUGGAAUCGAAAGAUAUCGGGCAUUACUUACUGUGGUGCUGUUUAAAAUGCUAUGCGAGGUUGUUUUUACUUUUGAGUCUGGAUGAGUCCUACAUUGUGAUUCAGGUGACAGCUAUUGGGUAGUUACAUUUUCCAAUACAGUACAAUGUUUUGUAUUUCAGUUGGUAAAUGUGACUAUCAAAUCCUCGAGCGAAGCAGACAAGCGAACUCAAGAGGAUUGUGCCCCUGGAAAACCGUUUUCUGUGUUCACAGUCGAAGAUAAUCAGGUUUGUUUACUCUGCAUACAUUUUUAACAAGGGCGAUAGUCCCCGUUUAAAUGGCAACACGAACUUAUUGGCACCAUUUUUAAAACCGUUUCUUACUUUACGAAACAUUUGUGAAGAAACUAGUUGUCUAAGGCGCCCUCGAACUUGGAUACCGGCCCAGAUUUAUUAUUCAUUUUGGAAUCAGUGAAAAAAGAACGAAAUAAUGUAAUAAGUAGCCGCUUAUUAACAAGUACAAACCGUGUAACAGGGUGAUGACUGAUAACCUUAGCUGUAACGUAGCUUAAUUGUUUUACCAAAUCUCUGCCGUUUGACUGCGCUUGACAAAAAAACUCGACAAGACAUUGCCUUGCAUCACAUUGAACGGGAAUAUAAGGACUUGAAUGGAUACUUCACAUGCGGUCGGGUUGCCGAUAAGAAAAAGCGUGGGACAUCAUCUAUGGCGUCUUAAGUUCUCGGGUAAAAUUUUGUUCAACUCCUGUCUUUUUAUUCUCGUUGUAAUUUUUUAGUAUGCUCUUUUUUGACUGUUAAAACUGUGAAGAAAUGGUAAAAUGAUCAACGCAUUCCACAAAAAGUUGCGAUACUAAUCGUGCCCGACAAUGCUUUGUAAAGAACUAAAAAAGCAGAACUUGACCUCACUUCCCGCAACUGUUUUUUCAACCUGUCGAGCAACGAUUUUUCUGCACCAAGGUAAGUUUGAUACUCGAGACAACGUCUAGUGCAUUUUGUUGGGAAAAAUGGAAGUUACGCGAAUCAUUGCACAGUUUAACAUCGAUGUAGAGUAAUUUUAAAACAUUUUUUUCCCGUAGGUAAAUGGUGUCAUGUCCCAUGACAAGUCUCCCCUUCCCUCUGAAAAACAGCCCGUCGCCACCCCAGUUUGUCGGUUUGUAAAUAUCAAGCUCUGCGGAGUGGACCCAGCCCAAGGCGCCAAGGGCCAUGAAGCCACGGUACUGUUGGAGAACCCACAGGGAAAGCAACUGCUUAACCUAGAACAGUUAACACUGGAGGUUAGUUUAUUGUGUUGUUGAGGUUCAUAGUAGCUUUUGAGUUGAGAGACAUCGCAGGUGGCGACUUAUUUUUUUAUGGAAUCUUGUAUUCUGUUUUAAGCUUACCUCAGAUUAUCAGUAUUUAGUAUUUCACUGAUGUUGUAAUCUGGAACUUGAUUUAAGUUUAAACUGUAAAGUGUUGUCGAGGUUCAUAGUAACUUUUGAGUUGAGGGACAGGCAAUGAAAGCCUACGGUGUUUCUUUGGUCUGGAUUAGAGUUAUUUUAAUAACGGUCCAUUUAGUCUGGAUUGGAGUAUGGAAAUCGGCAUAAACAAGAGAUUCCUACCAUGUUCCAUUUUGUCUGUUAAUAGAGACCUUGAUUCCGGAGAAUUGUCUUAUGUAACAUAGCCCGCGAACGCUCGCGCUACAAUUCGCGCUACCAGAAACUACGACGUCCCUGAGCCUCAAAACGAUUUCUGUGACGUAGGAAAUUAUAAGCCAAUCACAGCUUAGCUCUUACUUAGCUCCUACGGAAAUACUUCUGCGUUCCCAGGCUAUAUUAUUUGUUUUAAAGAAACUAAUGACAAACGUAUUUUCAUUUGCACGGAACACAGUUUGCUAUUCCCUAAAAAGAAAUAGAAAUUACUCUUGGAAAUCAUGCAUGGUGCUUGUAGUUAACUAUUAAAAUGAUCUGCAGGGCCCUCUGAUUAAGGCCCGUGGCCACGAAAAGACCGACAGUUAGGACAGUUCCCGUUUGAGGCAAUUUUGAGAAGAAACUGUUCAUUGAUUUCAUGAACAAUCAACUCCCAUUUCGCUUAAAGUAGCCCUUGGUAAAACCGCGCUGCAGCUUGUACAGUUUGGUAGCUAAUUAGAGACUGCACUCUCACUUGUGAAUCGUUUAUUGAAAAAACUGUAAUUAAUAUUAUAUAAUGUUAUGCUACUUCUUUUACUGCUUUUUUAGGUGAAGGCCGUUUUUGGAUUAAGGGGACGAAAACUUGCGCUGUCGGCAUCACCAAAAUGCGAUUCUGGUAAGUACAUGUGUUGGUGUGCUAGCAAUACAGUCGACUGUCUCUUAACGGACACCUCAGUCUGUAAAACGGACACCUAAAGUUUGUUCCUGUCUUUCUUUACUCCCUUUAUUUGACUCUCUAUAAGACGGACAAUUAGUACCGGUCCAAAGGUGUCUGUUUAAGAGAUGAUUGACUGUACCUAACAGCAAAAUUCUUGCAAAUUCCCCGAGAAGUUCGAGUUAGGAGUUGGGUAACAGUAAUCCGCAAUGUAGGCAGUUAAAUGUACUGUAAACUGGCCGAACUAAUAGCCAAACAUGUUCUAACCUUUUUUUGAAUUUUUAUGCUAGCGCUAAUGUUAAAAAAGAGUCGAUAUUGUCCACAGUGAAUUUCUCUGUUCUUCAGUAGAACUAUUGACUAAAAAUCGAGCGAGUUAGUUUUUGCGACUACAGUUGGACCUUCAUUAAGUGGCCACCCUCUGGCUUCCGGCAAGUGGCCGCUCAGAAAAAAAGGGUUGGCAUAAAUUAGCAUAGCAUAAGCAUAAUCGUAGGCAGAAACAUCACUUUAUUUUGAAACCAACACGCGAUGGAAACAGCAUUACUGGUCCGCAAUCGGUCAUCAACUUCUUUGUAAGACUGGAUUUUCCUUCAUCAUAUUCUUGAAAUGGAGCCUAACUAAGUGUUUCAAGCGCUUGAUGGAGAUGACAAUUAACAAUGGGAGAGAACUCUCUUUGGGAAGACCAAAAGGUGGCCGCUUAGUAGACUUUAAGUUCCCAUUCUUUUCUACAAUUAUUUCAGGACUUUGAUUACUGGCCGCUUAAUAGGUGGCCGUUUAGAAAUUGAAGUGCAACUGUAUUUUGCUAAGCAGCGGUCUAAGCAGCGCUGAUGCGGCAUACUAGAAACACCUCGCAGUCCCGCUGGGGUAAGAAAAUGAAAACGUACGUACGAUUUCAGCAUGUUUAUUUUGGCAACCGAAAUUUUAGCUGGAGUGGGAGAGUAUUUGUAGUACAUAGUUAUCACGGACGGAAACAGCGCGUUCAGUUUAGUUUCUUUUUAUUUACAGAACUAACAAAUCAGGACGUCACCAAGUACAGUGGACAGUUUCUUUACGCCUUCGUUCCAAAGAAGUGAACGACUAUUGUGACGAAUAUUUAACUGCUUCUAAAGGAAGCAAAUAGUGAAUUUGAAUGAAACAAUUUCAGCUGAGGAAAUGUAAUCUCCGUCCAGAGGACUACCUUCUGAAUCAGAAUCAAGUUUAAAAUAGACACUUCUGAAAAAAGCCUCCAGCGUGGGGCCCUAAACGAACCCAACAAUCAGAUUCCUGAUUAAUGUUCAUCAAUUCUUCAGGGUUCACACAGUCUUGAAAAGUCAUUGAAUUUUAGCGGAAGUCCUUGAAAAGUCCUUGAAUUUUCUUCAACUUUGAAUGUAGUGGCCUGGAAAUAAUGUUUUGAUACUUUUUGGUUGUCCAAUACAGAAUAUAAAUCAUAGCUCAGAGUUUAAAGGUUAUUUACAUAAAGUAUUCUAUGUUUUAUGCAAUAAUUAACUUCAUUAUAUAAACACCAAUGAAAUACCAAGUGAGCUUUCGCGUGAAAACUUGAUAUCUUUACAUAUGAAAUUCAGAUGUUACCUUCACAUGUGAAAAUAUCACCGUUGCUAUGGCUACAUAAUAAACCGCACCUUUCAGACCAAAAAACUAUUUAAGUAAAAUGGUUUGGCAUUUCAUUGGUGUUUAUAUAAUGAAUAGAACAUUACAUGGUCGCUUGGAGAUACGAAAUUUCUCUCCUCGUGUUGAAAAUAAUAUUUCACUCGUUCGCGCUAUAUUUUUCAACACUCGAAGAGAAAUUUCGUAACUCCGCGCGGCCAUGUAAUAUCCUCUAUAUCAGUUUAGGACAAGUGAACUGAAAAAUGUAGAGAAGUUGGCAACGCAAACAGUUCAAGCCUUUAAGACUUAUUAGAAUAGACUGGAAAUGUGCAUUUUUGCGCAAUCUGUGAAAUUAUAUUCCUGGUAGGUGGUCCUUGAAAAUGUAAUGUGGUCCUUGAAAAGUCCUUUAAAACUGGUUGCAAUUUUUU
Molecule: messenger RNA, 51210 nt
Organism: Porites lobata
Lineage: Eukaryota; Metazoa; Cnidaria; Anthozoa; Scleractinia; Poritidae
Source: the annotation of a GenBank genome assembly